UUUUUUUAUUUUACUGAAGUCUUGCAUAGAAUAUAGAGCAUAUAAAGUGUAAUGAAGUCCUCUAAAACCAAUAAGGAAGUUGUAUUGUAGACUCUUCUUCCAGGUGUGUCUCUGUCUGUUUCCCCCCUCAGGGCUACACCUCCUCCACCUCCCUCUGUCUGUCCUCCUGCUUCCCCAGUCUUUACCCCAGUGGGUUCUCUCCACAUCCAAACCAGAUGAGCCAGUCCCACAAGACACACAUGCACUCCACCCACAUCUGACAAGAGUCUCCCCCAACCCUCUCAUCCACCAUCCCACCCACGCUCUCACACGGUGAUGUCACCUUGUCUCGCACCCUGAAACAGGCGUCACAGUUCAGCGGCGGGGCUUGUACGCUGAGGAUGAGUAUAGGUGGCCGGGACUUAAGUAACUGACCCCUGUGGCUACCUGUUUGCUUGACUGUGUGUUUGUCAUGUUAACAAGGGGUUUCAGGUUUCCACAUGGCAACACGGUGACAAGAAGAAGCCACUCCCCCUCGCAGAAAAACAGCUGAAUCUCUUCAGAUUUGCCAGGUCACCUUUCCAGGACUGGACUGCUCAGUGGCUUCUCCAAACACCCUUUUUUCUAAAUCUCAUUUUUUACCCUUCUUUUUAAGUAUACUGCAGGCUGUUACAUUGACAUUUCUGUCCCGCCUUUUGGCUUGUUGAUGAUGAUGUUUCUCAACCCAGGGGUUCCCCUCCUUAGGGAGUGUGGAAUGACCGCACCUGACCCUCGCAAAGGAGGUUAAAAGAUAAGAGAAAAAGAAAUCUGUUAGACACUCAGUGCAGCUCAAGUAAGGAGUUCAGUACUGAACAUGCUAAAAAGCAGCUGUCUGGAACGUGAGGAGAACAUCUUGCACUGGAAUGGUGUGGCUAACUCCUAACAACACUAUGAGAGGUGGGAGGAGAGGCUGGCUCCCAUACAGAGGGUGGGACUCUGGGACCAUGGAGCUUCAUUCACUCUGCUGAACACACACACACACACACAUACGCACACACACACAUGCUCCUCAGUGCUGUUCUCAGGCUGAGAGAAAAGAGGGGAGCAGUGGAGAGGACAGCACGCUCGCUGAGUAAGUUCUUUGCAGUUGUGUUGUGUGUGUUUGACCAUUUUACUGCAAAAAUGUUGUGUGUGUUUGACAACUCAUAAAGAUGUUGCAUGCGUUCAUCUGCAUUUUUAUUCGUGCCUUUACAGAGCGGAGCCUUUGCUUCUUUUUUCUCCUGCUGCUCCUUUUAUUGAAUUGAGCUUUCUUUUCUCUAACUCACCCAUACACUCUUUUCUGCUGAUGUGAACCACAUGUCACAGAUGCACGCACACACACAUACACAUACACACUCACUAACAAACACAGACGAAUACAAAAAGGCUGCAGAGUUCCAGCUUCCCUCCUUGGGGCUUCUCCUCUACGUAUACAAAAAGUAAAACAAUAGGAAUAAAAGUAAAACAGGGGCGGAUAAGUGAGGGAAAACUUCAGAUACACGCUGCGAGAAAGCUCUUGAUACUCUGUUAAAAAAAAGAGCCUCCUCUGUUUUUAAUUUGUUGUAUUUAAUCAUUUUUGUUUUCUCAGUGUCUCAUUUGAAUUUCUCAUACUCCAGCCAAUCUUUGUAUUCAAAUGAAUCUGCUCCCUCUCUUGCUUCCUCAUGCCCUCAUAUAGUCCCACUGGCUUUUAUUUUGACACUCUUUCUCAUUUUCCAUCCCUCUCUUUCUCUGUUUCUCAUCCUGCUGAUCUCAUUGUUGUCUCAGGUGGUGACAGACAGGAAAAACAGAGACACUGAAGCGAGGCCAGAGGGAGAAAGAGGGGUACAUCAAACCCUGGAGAGCAGGGAAGGUUCAGAUCCUGGGUUUUGUACCCUGACAGUAGAGACACUGAUCCUGGUGCAGGUACCACCAGGACUUAGAUCCCAGGACCGACCUCCAAGAUGUCCCGGAGGAGGUCUACAGGGGACCUGGUGCCGAAGGACAUCACUGAGAUAUUAGCCCGGGAGGCCAGGGUUCAGCGUGGGCAGAAGAAGUCAGGAAGCUCUCUGGGACAUGCCUUCAGCUGGUUUAAAGGGAGCAGGAAGAAGAAGAACAUCGGGAGUGGGCUGAACCGAGCUGUUAUUGGGGUGACAGAUGUGAAACCGGCACUUCAGAACCAUGAACCUGCAAAAGGUGAGUGUGUCAAGGCAAUGGGCUAAACUGAAAGUUCUGAUGUGGCGUUGAUUCCUCUACACAAGUUGGAAAACACUAAAAGUUUUAGCUCUAGUAUCACCAAAUGGCUCAAAAAUGUUGAAGGCUUUGAACGUGUUAAAUAUUCUUCGAUCCUUUCAGCCUGUUGUGAAAUUGACUGAUUGGUUCAUUCUGAAGCCUCUAUAUGACCCUAAAAUACAAUCAAAUCCAUGUUUGGUCUCUGUGCUGCAUUAUCAGUUUGAUCACAUCAACAAUCAUCAAAGUAGGAUAUGUAGUAAAGCUGUCGCCAAUGCCAAGAACCCUAAAAGAAUUCCCGCCAAAUUUUCACUAGUUUGUUAUUUUGGCCAUAUGGACCACAAUGUUUUGGUUCACUUUCACUUUUCUCAUAAACCUUAUGUGUUUGCAACAGCAGGCAGCUGUUUUCAAGAAAGCAAAAAAGCAAAAGUUGAGCAAGAUGUCCUAUACCGAACAACAAAAACAAAAAAAUUAGUCUCAUCUGGCUAACAUUUAGUGUAAAAAACUGCAUAAGUUCAUUAAGAAUUUUUGGAGUCCAACAACAUUGAAAGGGGAAAAGGAACUCACACAUGCCAGGUGCUCAUUGCUCAACUGCAGAUUACGAAAAACAAUUGUGUUUUGAGGUUGUUUCUUCACUUUGUUGUUGUUCUCAAAGUGAACCAAUGGCAGAUGUUUCUGUGUGAGGAGUACACUGUACACUUGAGUUCUGUCAUGAUGGGUUUUUCUGGUUCAGUUUUAGUUUUGAUGAGGAUUUGAGUUUUUCGUCAGACAUGUUUUGCUGCUGUGGUGGAUCUCUCUGAUGUUUCAGUUUUGUUUUGUCUUUCAUGGUUGCAGGAGGUUUAAUCACAGUGUUUGGGAGGAAUUUGUUGACUUUUGGAUUAAGAUGGAAAGGUAACGCUGGUUCUAGUAUCAUCAGAACAUCAGUCUGGACUUUCAUACGUCAGUGAAAGUGUAACAAACACCAACACACAGACGGUCACAGAGGUCUAAUCCCUCUUUCUGUUUACUGAUGCAUUUUCUGGGUCGGCAGCUCGGAGAUUACCCACAGUCCCCAUUUCCUGUUUUUGUUCCACCUCUAAAGCCAUCCCAUUCUCUGCUGUCAUAAUGUGUGUGUGUUUGAGUGUGUUACUGUAGUUACUAUUGAAAACAUUAAGAAAUCCAGAUUCACAGUCCUUGUGAACUUUUUUGCUCUUUUGUGGUUUUGUGCCUUAAAGGGACUUCUUAUUGUUAUUCUUUACAUUGAGGUUUUGGAGGGUCCAUGGAGAUCCAUGAAUACUGGAUUGGUAACAAUCACUGGGGUCAGCUACUUGAUUUAAAACAAAGAUUAGGGCCAAUAUUUUCCUGGUAGAGCAUGUGGUCAGAGGCAGAUUGUAAAAUGUGUGGGAACCAUGUGAUUCUUUUGGCAUUUUGUCUUAGUGGUAAAUACUGUAGAUCUUCACUGCUGCAAGUAUGCUGAACACAGAAGCACAGACCAGUUAGGGUUAGGGUUGGUUAAAUGGUGUUUCUCCCUCAUUAGGUAAUAAUAACAGAUUUAGAGAAAAAUAUGGAUGUACAUGAAAUAAACAAGCCUUGUGGAGAACUGGUUUCAUUGAAAAAACUAGCAUGAGUUACUGGAAAAUGAGUCGUACCAGUGGGUUUAUCCAUACCUCACAGCUACCAGUGCCCCUGUGGACUGAGCUUAACCACCAGAUCUAAGAAAAGCUGUGGAUUUGGUGAAGGUGGUCUUCUCACAGGGAGAUGAUUUGACUCUUUCUCCCUCUGAGCGCCUCCCUUUAAAAGAUGAUUUCUUGUAUUCAAGUGGCAUUUAUAUUCUGGAUCAUAUGGUAAUAAGAAAAAAAAAGGUAUUUUACCAGCUUUGAAACCAAUGUCACACUGCCCAAUAGCAUUGCACAGAUACUGUUUGUACCAUCAAGUCAUUUGACGUUUAUACAUCAACACCCUUGAUUGUGCAGUGCGCCUUAACCUCCAACCUGACAUAUUGGUGCCAGACAGGAGCUGCAGUUUUUAAAAUGACCUUUAGAUCUUUGUAACUGGAGUUCUUUCGGUUCACAUUACAAGUUUUGUUGUUGUUGUUUUCUGACAGCCUCUUUGGUGUGUUUUUGCAUAUUAAUAGCUCAUGUCUGUGGUUAUCGUCUCUUUAUUGUGUUCAGUUUCUAGCAAGUUUGGUUUACUUUUGUAUCAUAGAUUCUUCUGUAAAUGCAGAUGUAUGUACCAAAAGAUAAAGUUCGAUUUUGGAGAGGAAUUCAGUGAAAUCUGAAAGGCAGAAAUUCAAAGAUGUUGUUUUACUGUGUACGCAUAUAUAAGGUCUGUAGCCUGGAAGAGAAACACUCCAACCAAAAGAGCAGUUAAACUGCGCGACAAAAUAAGACGUAAGGUACUUCACCAGCACAGACUACCUCGACAGGCUCCUGCCUCUGGGGCUAAAGGGUUGUCUUGUUUUCUUAGGCACUUUGUUUCCCACAAAGAAAGUGAGGUAAGCCUGUUUUUCAGCUGGUAAAUGAUAAUCAUUAUUAUUUUGCUUUUGCUUUGGUUCAUUCAUCUUGAACCUGCUGGGUGACUUAAACGGCCUGACAAGACAAAAUAGAAGCCUGUACACUUUUCACAAACACAGACAGACUCACAGUCCUUUUUCUGAAUACAGACUCCCACUUCAUCCAUCUAUCCCAUAUUUAUCUUAAUUUUUCACAUUUGAAAACAAAAAAGACUUUAAAACUUCACAAUAUUCACUCCCACAGAAGCCAAUUUAUUCAAUACUGUCACUUUACUUUUAUUUAACAUGCUCACGACUUUCUUUAGGAUCAUUUUUGGAAGAAGUAAGGAGAAUAAGAUCAGCCUCUGUUAAAAAAAUGACUCUCUUAUUACUACAGAGUGUACUCAAAUAUGUUCUUGCAAUUAAAAAAAAAACAGUCUGAAUCUUGGCUUCAGGUCUCUUCAUGAUGUGAUGCCUCAAACAUUUCCUCAUGUAGAAAAAAAUGAUUUAUUUUUUAUGUUUUUGAAAACAUACAUCUUCAUUGCAGUUGUACUGGCUUUACAUAAGUAAUGCAUCUUGUAUCAUUCACUAAUAAAUCACAGUACAUUUUUCUGCAGCAGUCUUGCUUUGGAGUAUUUUGAUAAUGUAGAUGUAAAUCUUCACUACAUGACAAAAAACAAUCAGACCCUAUCCUCCCCCUUUCUUUUCACCAUCUUGUAGCAAUGACAUACGGCUCCUACAAUAAUAAGUCUUUGUCGGUGGGUUGGUAUGGUUAAUGUCAUCCCACUGCUUUGGAUCUGCUCGUCUGUGAUCCAGAGCCCUGCAUGCAGUCCAGCACUGACUACCAGCUAUAUUUUACAAACAUUCCUCCCUUAUAAAAGCAAAAAAAAAAAAAAGAAAAGAAACACUCUUUGAUGUGCUGAAUUCCUUAGAGCUGUGUAUUACAGCAGUACGUGUGUGUGUGUGUCAAAGUCUGUGGGCGUGCAUGUGUGCGUGCACGGCAGCCUGGAUGCCAGAUUGGGCCUAGAGUUAUGUGAUGGAGGGGAGAGAUUACAACAAAUCACAAAGCCCCAUUCAGCCUUGAGAGGACUCUUCAGGAACUCUCUCAAUGCUUUUUUAAUUAGAGUGACUUCUCAGCACACACACACACACACACACGAACACACACCUUUGUGUUUUUCUUCUAGAUUUAUCUGCCUCUGUCAUUACUGACUAUUACUGUUUUUGAUUUGCGUCUCAGAUAGCUAAUUAUUGAUUCAGCACUAGUGCGGGUGUGUUUCUUAUUAUUGUGUAAUCAGUGUGUGUUUCAAGUCGUGUAUAGGGACGCCUGCAGAGCUUUGUGUGGAUGUGUGACCGAGCGUUGCCCUGUAUCAGAGGGUAUCUCUGUGUUUGUGUGUCAGCAACAUAUUGCUAGGCUUAGGGCGGCGCCAACCCAGCGCCAGCACUCAUUACAUCACCCCAAUACACACACAAAGAAGGCCUUGUGUAGAGCCCCCGCAACUACCUGCUUUGUCCAGCAAAGCACAUCUUCGGCUGCAGGCUGGAUGAGCGGUGAGCUCAUUUCGCACAAUCCCUGGGAUUCCACAUGUGCGUCAAUGUGUGAAGUCAUUGUUUUUUCCACAUGUAUGAAGUUUUGUGUAUGUGUCUGGAUGAGAAAACAUUAUACUGUGAAAGAUCUGUUUGAGAAAGAUCCCAGCAGUUUGUCUGUCUUCACUCCUUUUUGAAUGUGUGUGUGGUUGCCACAUCACAAAAAACUCAGGGUGUGUAAAUUCGUGCUAUAUAAUGUAGAUUAGAGACCCAGCAGACUACUCGGAGAGCAAACAUCUCAUUACAUGGAGAACAUUGUAUACAGCUUAAGCUCUAUUACAGGCCACAACUCAGGGCCACCUUAAUACAGUCUGACAGGAUGAUGGCAGUGAGUGGAGAGCAAAGGAAGGCCUGAGGUAGACAGGGAGGGGUGUGAAAGUUUAAUGCAACCAUACAAUGUUCCCUGCAGGCAUCUUUCACCGCUCACACACACACUUUGACCAGUGAGGUAAUUUUACCUGGGUAAGCAGAUACCUCCAAACCCUCAUCCAUCAGGGCAGACUCAAAGCUAUGCAGGUGAGGUAAACGUCUCCCAGGCAACGGCAUUGAGAGGAGCACACUGUGGAAACACUGCUGUGGCACACUGGGGUAACAAAAGGGUCCAACCAUGAUGUGGGAGUUAAAACAUAUGAUGUCCUGAUGGUGAUGUUUAGUGGCAGGGUUUACUUAGAAGAGUAGAGGUGUGUUAAAGCAGAGCGGGGAAAUGAUGAGCAGCUGGAGAUAACAGAGAAAAAAACUUGAAAGUACAGGAAGGAAUGAGCUCUAUAAGUUACUGCUCACAUGUCUGUCCUAAUCAGAUUUACAGCUGUAGUGUAGUCUUGAUGAAAACAGUCUGUACACACACACUGAAGUUUUCUUUGUUUUACUUUCUACUGUAUAAAAUAUAGAUGUAGUCUCAGUGACAUGAUCCAAUGGUUUCUGAAGAGGCGGUUUGAAGGGAAACUGUAGUUUUAGCUGUGUUUGUUGUUCUGAUAAGCCCAUGAUGAAUGUGACAAAGACUAGUUUUUAAGGUUCUGCCCCUCUUAAACAUCAAUCACAGGGUGUUACCAAGGGGUGUGAAAUAUAUUCCAUGCCAUGGGAUAUAAAACACUCUGUCUGACUGUUGUCAGGUUAGGCUGCUAUGCAUGCCAUAGGUGUUUUUUUCCACAGUUGUAAUGGGGCGCACACACCAAGCACGAGUAAAAUCUUUUACUUGCUUGAUUUGCGCGAAUCUAGACACCUGAAUGAAUAGUAUUUACUCGCUUCAUUCGCACGUCAACUGUAAUUUCAAUGAUAAUCCCUGCCAAUUCAACCGGCGGGAUCAAGUGAUAGGUUUUUUACAACUUACCAGGUAAUUUCGACCUCCUCACUCACCUGCCUCCAGGCGAGCUCCUUUUUAUUCCAAUUUCGGUAAUUGAAAGAAAAGGUAUCACAUAAUUUGGGGCACCCACACAAUCAGUUUGUCCUCCAUUUUAGAUACCGGCGAACAACCAUCUGUUUUCAUCCGUCACUCGGCAACCUUCGCGCUGACUAGUUAGGGUAACACAAAUAUCCGCCCAAGUUGAGACAUUUUCAGCUCUCGUCCAAUGCACGUCAAAGUAGUAGGAGCAUCUAAUGCGUCUUUGCAUUGACCUAACAUGUAAUUCAUUCGCGCUGAUGAUUUUACUCACGUUUGGUGUGUAGCGACAGUAAGGGAGUUUCCUUUGAUUUUGGAGCCGGUCUAAGGUGGACAGUCCAAGAACUGCAGUUUCUAGCUCUCCUGCUUUGGCUUCAUUGUUCAACAGGGGCAGCUGCUGCUCGGAUGUUACCACAUUUGUUUGUAGUUAUAACCCCUUAUAAUAAUAUGGUUGCCAUGAUGCCUGUAGAUGAUAGAGCAUUAUGUAAUAGUAUUUUUAACCAUGUACUUUUUAAUGAGUCAUGCAGAAUCUUUGUUAUAUCAAUAACAUAUACUUUACAAACAGAUGAAAGGGCUUGUUAAAGUUACUUGCACUCAAUAUGCAAAGUGUCAUUGUUUAUGGAAUAAGAAAUAAGAGCCAGAGAGUUGUUUUACGAGAUGUGUGUUUGAUGUGGUGGGGAAGCAGCUGGAAGACAUCAGUGUGGGGCUGAUGGAGAUGGAGUCUGUAUACACAGGGAUAUACAACUGAUUUAACCUCUGGAUUGAAGGUGUGUAUGUGUGUGUGUGAGUGAUUCCUGUUAUGUAAGUUGUAACAGACACACCUGUUAGAAAGAGAGUUUGCCUGAUCCAGCUGUACACCCUCUCUUUCUGAGAAUAGACGAUGGCAAUUCAGGCGGUCUUGAGAAAAGUGGAAUUUGUUUCUGAAACAGUGUCACUUUGGUUUAAAAUAUUGGUUUCUGAUUUUAGCUGCAGUGCUUCAAGCGGAUUACAAACUGAAAAACUAUUUGUGCUACAUAAGCUCUAACUUGCAUAUUUAUUUUUAGUGUGGUGCAGUUUCCCCCUUGAGAGCUGUUCAGUAAUUUAUUCUUGGUUUAUUCAUGCAUUAGGACACCACUGAUAAGAAAAGAAAGCAGCAGUCUCUAGAUACAUUUAGGCAUUUAGAAACUUCACUGUAACUUUCAUUAGAUUGUCUUUUCAGUUUUUGGACUAGUGGGGCACAUUUCCCCUCAACUUUGACUAUGUACAUGUACUUAGUUGCAAACCAGAAAUUUGGCAACUCUCAAAUUCCUGCAAGAUUUGGGUGUGACUGUUGGAUUCUUGUCGGUUUGGGAAAAUUACAGACAGAAACACUUUGACUGUAUUUUUAGCAGUUUAUAUAAACGUUUGUUUUCAUUUCUCUUCAUAAGAAAUCUGCUGAUACUAUACAAGAAAGUAAAGAUGCAGAGAUGGUUUUCUACUAUCCUAAUAUGUUUGAUGGAACUGCCUCAGCACCUUUACUUUUUGUCCCAUGAGAAGAUUAUUGAGCCACAGAGACCUUACAAGAGUUACAUUGAACUUUUCCCAAAAUUAAGUUGAAAAUGUGUCUGAAUUAACGGUACAGUAUGCAGUAUUUAGCAGCAUUUAGCAGAACAAACUUGUUAGAAAUGGAAAAAAGUGAGUCAUCCUUACUAUGAGUGUGUCUUGGAGUGUGUCCCAAUCUCACAUCAGCAUGUUUCUAUGCUAGGCUUUGAACAAAUGCAUUUUUGUAUUUUGUAUUUACUGGAAAACAAAGAAGAAGAGGAAGAAGAAGAGUGUGGCUGUCUGCAAUAGAGUUUACACAAAUAAAAGUUUUUGAUGUUAAAAACUUGACAAAUGAGGAUAAUUUUUAUAUCAAUCUGAUAAAUUUGGGUGACCAUACGUCCUCUUUUACCCAGACAUGUCCUCUUUUUGGGGGCUGUCUGGGCUGUCCAGGUUUGUCUGGCUUUGUCCAGGGAAGUUUAUAAACUCCUUCAGAUGUCGGCGGUUUUGUACGUUAGUUUCAAUGUUGUGUCACGUGGACUUACUGAGCUAGAAGCGCGUAAAAGACACUCGAUCCAACCCACAAAACUCUAAAAAUUAACUUUGUGCAACUCCGUGACUCCGCGCCCACGUAGUCGUGUCAGCUUUUUGGGAAGUCAGAAUAUGGUCACCCUAGAUAAAUGUGACUGAAUUCAUUUCAGACAGAUAAAAACAACCUGAGCAUAAAGUCUAAUCACAUUCUAGCAGCACUGUCAGAUUAACAGUGUGUGUUUAAACUAUAGAUUGGCUUUUAAGGGAGUUUUGCCUUUAUUAGAUGGAACAUCUAGAGAGACAGGAAAUAUGGGAAGUAGGGAGUGGGAGAAGACAUAUAGGGAGUUGAAUCAGUGACCUCUGUGACAAGCCUCAGGACAGGGGAACAUCUGUUUCAGCUGCCAUGCCAACCUGCACUAAAACCAGUUCUUUUUACUCAUGCAAACUGGAUUGACCAUCAGCUGAGUUGAAGGAAACAGGUUGUUGACAAGUAAACAGCCGUUAUGUGAGUGAACUCAAUAUCAUUACUUUGGACUGGAGUGAAAGAGAAGAGUCAAACGAGCGAACAGGAUACAGACAAGUUGAAUGAAUAGACUUCUGGUCACCUCUUCAAGUUGUUAUGGUUGCAUCAUUGAGCCUCUAAGACAUUAAUGUUAAAGGCAAGACAUAAUAGGAAUAUGAUUAUUCUGCCUGGAACUGGCGAAACUAAAAGGGUUGAUGUGACUUUACGGUCUGAAAGCCUUUUUUUUGUGCUGGCAGUGCACUGCCACAAGAUGGGAGUGGUGGGCAGAUGUUGGCAGGUACACUGGAUGCUAAAAGUAAACUGAUAGUAAGUCUACUGAGGAGAAUAGACACCAGCCAUGCUAAAUAGGUCAAUCUUUAAGGGCUGCAGCUUCAGGUAUCUCAUUCUGAAAUGUCUUCAAACACGACCACCAGCCUCAAAGCCUUCUGGUCUUGAGUACACACCAAUAAAGAUACUCCCAGAAAUAGAAAGGUGGGUUCUCCUAUACUGCCUAGAGGCUCCUAUGAUGGUCACCCUGACAACCACCUCCCCUGAUGACUACCCCUUGACAACAGCGUUCCUCUACACAAACGUCCUUUAAUGUCUCUCUGACUUGUGCGCUCUCCUUUGAGUUUCCCACGGCUGUCACAUCCAAACAUCGCUCCUGACACUGUCACACACUUUGAUCACACUCGUAUUUGAACGUAUCUGGGGCAUGUUUAGCACGAUGUACUGCAGCUCAAAGGUAAAGGCAGGGAGCAGAACAUCCAAUACACACACACACAUUCACUAAGUGCACUCUCAUAGCUUUAUGACAAAUGAGGUGUCGAGCUCUGAGGACUCUGCUGGAGUAAAUGGACUGGGUGUGGUUCUGGUAGGGCUGCAUUAAGAGGCAGCAUCUCUCUAUGAGCAUUUUAUUGCAGAUCAUUUUACACUCCUCGAUUUAGGAAUGGGUGAUAUCAUCUCCUCCUACCUUCAUCCUUUUAUCUAUAGAUACACUUAUAUAUAAUUUAUGGCAUACAUUUAAUCCCUAUAUGGAUAUUCACCCAGCCAAAAAAAAUCAAUUCUUCCUCUUAAGGAACAAGAGAUUGUAAAUUCUCCCCCAUGACUCCUCUCAGUAAAUCUGCUUUUUAUGGGAGGGUCUUUAUCUUACAGCAGGCCACAAACCAAAGAGGUGGGGGGGGUGCAGGGGUUGGAGGACACGUGAUCACUGUGAUCACAAUCAAGAGUGUGUGGUUUCACUUUCUUGUGUCAUAAUCAUCACAACCUUUUCCUUUUCCACCAUUUUGUUCCUGCAAGUAUCACCAACAGCACACUGGUGCUUCUAUCGUGUCGUUUCUCUUCUGCGAGCUGCUCUAUGACCUAGUUUUACACAAAAGGACCGCUAUCGAUCGGCAGGCUCCUCAAGUGACGUCGCUGUCGUUUAGUGACGGAAGAGUUUGUCAUUAUGUGGUUGUUGGACCUGUUAAGUCAUGAUCAAACUCAGAGACGAUCUAAUAUUGUAGACAUGGGAGCUGGAAACAGAAGGAAUGAGACGUCUUUGUCUCUAUAUUCAUCUUCUUGUGCUUGAUGAAUGUUAUCUCACAACUGUAUUAGUAGUGAAACAAAUUUCAACAAUGCUGCUCCUUCUGGAAUCCCCCAUCAUCUCUACAUGCCUCUGUGACUCACCCAUCUGGAUCAGCAUCUGUAUUUUCUCGAAGCAUAGCUUGGUUUGAUCUGUCCGCCUUGCACAUACAUACACUCCUCUUUCGAAUGUUUCUCUAUGUCAUGGUGCAUACCUAGGUUUAACUGUGUGUGUGUGUGGGUGGGUGCAUGAGUGUGCAAGAAGAGGAAUUUCAAAAGGUGUAAGACAGGAGAGCUGCACCUCUGAGGAUCACUUGAAUAAUUGAGCAUCUCUCUCUCUUGUUUGAAGUUUCUCUUUUUUCUUAUCUAUAGGCAGAAACACAGCUGCUCUGUGUCCCAUCAGCUGCUCGCUCUCUCUCUCUCUCUCUCUCUCUCUCUCUCUCUCUCUCUCUCUCUCUCUCUCUCUCUCUCUCUCUCUCUCUCUCUCUAUGUCCACUGUCACUGCAUUGUGUUGACAUAAUCUGUCUGCAGUUGUUCUGAUGGUUUUCUUCUUCUUCUUCUUCUCUCUUUAAAAUGAAAUUGGGACAGAUGCACAACUGAAGAGCAGCAUGUCUUUGUGAAGGUGUGUGAAUCACCGAAUGAUCACAUUUGUGCGUCUGUGUGUUUGCUGUGUGAACGCUCAGCUCUUGAACUCGACGCUCACAGGGAGAGAAAGUGGGAGGGGCACUUGCACACACAGUCACACACAUCCACACACACACAUCCACACACACACACUUGGUAGUGAGCUUGUCAGUAUUGGAUGCUGCCGAUGCUUCAGCAGCUGGAUGUGAGGGAGUGGGAGCGUGUCAGCGUGGAAAAUAGGACACAUUUGAGUGUUUGUGUUUUAUUUUUGCAUCCUGGAUCUGUGUGAGCGUGUUUGAUUAUAAGAGUGUGUUUGUUUCAAGGGAAUGGUGUCAGUGGGUCUGUAGCACACACAAACACUCUACUGUGGUUGGUGUGUCGGCGGGACUGAAUCAGCAGGAAUAACUUGACCACACGGAUUACAGGUUAUUGACUUUGACUCAGUGUGUAUUUUUAUGCGGGUAAAGCGAGGGACUGUGGGAAGGUCUCGGAAGAUUUACUGAUGUAAUAUAACAGAGGAACAACAUGUAAGACCCUCUGUAGGGGCUUCAAGGCUGCCCCAAAAUGGGGAACAGCGUCCAGAAGAAGAAGAAGGUCCAGGCAGAGAAAAACUUCUCUCCAUCACACUCUCCAAACCUGAACCGGGAAAAACCUAAAAGCUUGUGGUUGUUUGGACGACAAGACAAACUGAAACCAGGUAAGAGGAGUGAGAUGUUUGGAAAUCAAACCUUAUAAAGAGUUAAAAAGACUGAGUGAUGGAGUGGAGAGUAGCUUUGUCUUUUCAUCUUUAAAAUCAGCCUCGUUUUAAUGAUCAUUGUUCGACUUUGGAGCUGAUUUAUGUCGUUUACCGUGUCUGCCAUUGUGUGUGUGGUCACCUGUGUAAUGAAAGCCUACAGUAAGCUCUUUAGAUGCAGAGUGACAAUAUUCCCAUGCUGACUUUACCGUAGUCAGCUUCAAGGAUUCCUGCUUAUUGCACAAGUGUGCAGGAGAGGGCUGUGUGUGGGCAAGAGUGUUUUUGUUCCAGUGAUUUGUUUCUCCCACUGACAGGAUGACAGAGGUCUUUAAUUGAAGGCUGACUCUGACUUUGCUUAUUGCCCCUAAACCCCCAUGCACCCCGUUACCACGCUGACUGAAUGGGUGUGCUGUCUGGGAUAGGACGGGGACUGACUUUCUGAUCCUGUGAGUUGUUUUUUUCCAGACCACUAUACCUGCAGUGGAAACAAAGUUUAGCAUGUCUCGCACUGAUCAUUGUCUCUGUUAACAGCCCCUGAAGCAACAAAAAGCACCAGACAAACAGGUUUAACACAAACUCACUCUGACACAGACAGAUUGCCACUGAGAUUUGUCAGAGACAACAUUGUUGAUGACAUUUUCUUUUUCUCAGGUGUCGCUUUUUCUGUCAUGUUUUUAUGUUUUAUAGUCCGACAGAUGUCUAUUUUUGUUCCAUCAGUGUUUAGCGUGUAGACGUCCCGCCCUUCUUUGCCUCUUGGACGGGGAACUUUGUGUUCCUAGAAAAGUGUGUAUCAAGUCUUACGCUAAGUCAGGAACAUCCGGAUCCAGAAAAUGAUCACUGGACUGACCAGUUCCCUCCAGUUUUCAUCUUUUAACAUAUCUUAAAUUAUUUUUGUUUUUGUUUUUUUCAGACUAGUCUCUUUUCCAGUCAUAGCACGCAUCUAUUUUUAACCAACACUCUGAAAAACUUCACUGAUCACUGUGAUUAUUCAAGCUAACAAAUGUUGCGUUGACAGUUUUUGCAAGGGUGGCACAUAUUUGUUAAUUAUUCUGGCAAAAGAUAAUUGAGCAGUAAAAUAUGAAUGAACUAUUGUUUGCCUGAACCGCCUCUUUGCUGAUAAACCAUCUGAGAUAAAUAAUUGAGGCAUUUGAAGACAAUGUUGGUGUUACUCUCUUUUUUGUUUUUUAAUGUUGGCUCGUUCUGGGUGACUUCAUUAAAAUCUGAAGUAGUCUGUUAGUUUGGCACUAAGUAAUUAAAGGGGAACAAUAGUUUUUCAUCCCAGAGGCUAAAUCAGUGUGGCAAAGAAUUUGACAAAAAUACUCCCAACCCUGCAGCAAAAGUUUUAGGAUUGCUUCAAGCUUCUGGCUCAAUAAACAUUUCUUUUGAAAACUACAUGCUGAUGGAGUAAAAUCUCACCCAGACCCCUGACGCAGAUUUGUUUUCCUUUCACAUCAGACUGCUGUCUGAAAGUUAGUUUGAGAUGGUGCUUUGGGACGUUAUUAAAUACAUGCAUCUUGUAUCAUUAGGCAGCAUGAAAUAUGACCAGCAUUAGCUGAAUCCGGCCAGAAAUAACAAGAAGACUGAGACCAAUCAAUUCUCUCCAGACAAGCUUAUUCAUGUUGGCUUUCUUGUACUGCAGCCAGAUCUAACUAGUGUUUUGUUAACUCUGUUCAUUAAUAAUUGUCUUGAUAGUUAAACCCAACUUCCUCGCAUCUUGUUUUUCAUCAGUGUGACUGAAAUUGGUCCCUAAGUUCCUGGUUUCCAUAGUAACAACUGACCUCCCUGAACUUUGUGAGUUAAUGGUAUCGGAGUACGCAUUAGAUGUUUGUUAAACAAGACAGGGCGGUUUAGGAAUCGUCUUCAUCAGAACACAAUACACUUGGGUGUGUUAGGUGGAUUUUGGUGGUUGUAUAUAUAAUCAAAGUGUGCAUAUACAAAUACAUCUUGAUUUCAUUUUCUCCCAGGGUGGUCGGUGGUCAGUGUGGGUGUGUGUGUGAUUAUCGUCCUCUCUCCUCCUGCAUGCGCCGCCUCAUUCAUGGCGAGUUUAUUCAGAAACUUGGGGUGUGAAUGCAUUCCGACAUUCCAGUCAAUUUCCUUACGCAUGGGCACCCAUCCAGCACCCAAACGCAUCAGCUUCAGAGAACUGCUCCAAACAUUGCUCAGUGUCUGUUUGGUUGCUUCGUUUACUUCACAAUAUGCCAAAAUGGACCAGAUUGAUCAAUGGAAACAAAGAAAAGAGCUUAUUGUGUUACAGAUAAUUGUCAUUGCACAUGUAUUGUGUGCACCUGUACUCCUCCAAAUUUGAUUUGUUCACCUGUUAACUAAAGCUAAUGAAUUGCAGCCCCAGUAAAGCAGCAGCCACACAGUGCAUGCUGUCUCUGUGCUGCAGUGUAGCAGCCCCUCUGUGUACCAGGCUGAUGAAACAUGCAGAAGAUGAACUCACAAAGUGGAUCCUCACUCUGUGCUUCUGAAAAUAUGUGUCAUGACUGUGGUUUUGGCAAUUUUUCAAAGCAGGAGCCCUGCCUGUGUCCUUCAUAAACACCUGAGAGGUUGUUUAUUUUGGUUGUACAACAAGUAACAGACUGGGAAAUGGCUGGAUGUCACACAUCGAGUGUUUGGCUUUCCUGUAUUCUUAGUCAAGGUCACCCAAGGGUGUAUUGUUUUCCUCAUGUUAUUUUUCUCUAACAAGCUUAUGAUGGAGGGUUGAGACUGUAGCUGUAUCUAUGGUGAAAAGUCACAUAUGGUGAAUAAUUAUCGUGGUCCAACAACUCUAUAAAGGACAUAACAACUCCUCAAAAGUGAAGCCAAAAUGUUUUGAGCUCCUUUUUCUAACUCGUAGCAGUAUCAGUCAUCAAGUCCACCUCCUCUGUAUUUAAUGUUGGGAUAUUGGUCAAAAAGUGGAAUCAAAAUAAAUGUAAAAGUUUUAUUAAACAUUGCUCUCUUUACAAUUACCAUAAAAUUUCCAAAAUGUAAGUUGUACUGAAACUAAUGUGUUUCAUAUGUAAGUAAACAUUAGAUUAGACCCACUUCCUGCUACCAAGCUAGACUUGUGUGAUCUCCGCUGGUCACUUGCCUCAAACUAAGGAGUCUUACUAGCAGGACACAAGAUUUAUUUAUUUUAUACCACUUUUUGAAAUGCGUGAUCACAAGCUAAUGAGUCAGAACUGCUGUUUUUUUUUUUGUGUGUGGCUCUGCUACAGUCAUCACGCUCACUUUGUAUCCAGCUUACUCUUCAAAUCUGCCGUGAGGAACAAGUUUUUUGUUGUUGGUCAGGCGACACCUGUGGACCAAAAAUAUGUCUUCUUUUUGUUAAUGUUCUGUAGAUGCCAAAGUAAAAUCACAUUAAUCAUAUAAUUGUAACCCUUUUGAAAUGGAGUAACUCACAGGGUCUGACACCUAUCUGGUGGCAGCAAUUACAAGUAUUUAAAAAGGCUGAUCAAUAGUAAUAGUCAAUCUCUUUGCUCAUAGACUGAAGUGUGUAAAAAUGGUCAUCUUAGUUUUAUCAAGCUGUCAGUUUCUAGGUUGAAACACUCCAUCGCUCACUCUUUGAGAAGUGACAGUAGCCUCUCAGGUCAAAAAGCUCGAGUCAUGCAUGAAAAAUAUGAUCCUCCAUUUGUCAAGUUGUUUGUAGAAAACGGGCACUUUCUUCUUUUCCUAUCUUCCGACCUGUGCAGUUCAAGCAGCCACUCAGUAAAUACAAAAAUACAAGUUUUUUUGUUCAUUUCUACCAUGGAAAAUGGAAGCCUCCUAAGAAGAGGACCUCUGGUAAAGAGCCAAUUUUAUUUCCACUGGUCUACAUCAUGCCUACAGUUCAAUCACGUCUCCAGCUCAUUAAUUCAAGUAUCAUGUAUUAAAGACCCUGUUCACACAGCAUGGUAACGACAGAUUUGUCACAACAUCAGUCCACCAUGCAGGCUGCUUCGUGUAAAGACACACAGACAUAAUGGGGUUAUGAUGUCGUUUCAUGGUUAAGCCUGAAAGAAACAGAAGAAACAGAGCCGGUUUGAAGCCUGUGUAAAUGCGGGGGGCAGCACAGAGCUGAGUGAAUGUGAGUAUGUGUGUGUAAGGAAGGCGCUGAUGUUUACACGUCAAGCAUCAUUUUGCUCCCAGAACUUUUGCAUGCUGUUUAAAAAGAAAAAAACACGAGGCAGCGAAGCACAGGGACAUUUUCAUCAUGCAUUAAAAAAUCCAAACUACAAAAAAGAGACAAAGCUUCGUGAUGCCCUACUGUUGAAGAACGUUUGGUUGUGUUCUUGAACUUCUGAGUGACACAAUAUGUAUGAAGAAUUAAGAUGUUGCCAGCUGAGCUCCAAAGUUACAAAGACUCCUUUUCAUCUAACCAGAUGAGCAGGAGGGCAGUGACAGAUAACAUAAGCUCACUAUUGACUCACAUUAUUACAUCCACAGGUGGUUGGCUCUUAGAUACACACAAAGAAACUCUUUGAAACUCUGUCCUGUCAGCUUUUUCAACCUUGAGCUCCUUUAGAAGUUUUUGAAACAGCUGAUUUUCCCCCAGAUGUUUCCUAUCACUGCCUCAUAACCGUCCGCUCUGCAGGGAAUGACAAACACAGUGUGUUUCUGCACGGGUGAAGAGAUGCAUGUCGGUUUGUUCGUCUAAUGAGAGAGUUUGAUCUGAACAUGAUGUUGAAAUUUCAGGAUAUAUUGUUGACAUUACACCUCCUCAUGCUUAUUCUCUUCAGCUCAGCCCUCUACAUCCCCCUCUCCUUCCUCUCCUCUCUGCUGUUAUCUGCCUGACCUUGGAUUAUUUCCUGGUUAUUUAUCUCUCAGCAUUCCAAAGGAGGAGAUUUUUGCAUCUGUUUUGAUGUACUGUUCAUGCUCGAUGGUCGAAUAUAAAAGUGUUGUCUAAUGUUGAACACAAGGGAUCAAGAGGUGAAGUGAAAAAUGACGACAGAAUAAAGAGCUGAGAAGGUGACUCUAGUGAAUAUAAUAGAUGGAGAAGACGAGAAGAACAUGUUGUACAAAGCUGUGUAUAAUGGAGGAACAUGGCUACAAGCAGACUUCCCAGUCAUUUUCACUACAGCUGUCUUGUGCGGGGUGUGAUUUUCCAUAUCCCAUUAUCCUGCUGGGUAACGCUCGCCUAAGCCUUUUGAUUUCUGUAACCAGGGCUGAGACGCUCUCUUCUUGGUCCUCCUUUGAAGAUCCCAUUUACUGUGUGCCCCUGACUCCCCACGGAGAGCUUAGGCAAUAUACAGCUGGAUAAAGAGAAGAUGACUUUUUGUCUCAGCUAUCUUGCCCUCCUAUGCCUCACCCCAUCUCCUCCUGCAGCUCUGAUCCUCAUACUUUCAGUCACUGUUACCCACUGUGCAUCUGACUGCUGUCCUCUGCUUUCUAUGUAUGCAAGCUAAGUCUUCAUUCUAGUACAACAGCAAUUUCCCAAACUUUUGUGCUGUAUUUCUUUCAUAGACUGUAUAUAGAAUGGACAGAGUCUGCCUCCUCGCUGGGUGAAGCCACCCCGAGAACAGCACCCUCUAUUGAUGGGCUGCAGUAUAGGUCAUAAAUCCUGCCUCCUCCAGCAAUCCCUAUGGAGCUGUGGACAAACUUUAGAAAUUAAUUGCACAGUAUAUAAAUUUCUCUCCCCCCUGGUUGGGAUGUUGACAUGUAGUUACAGUAAGACUGGUUUGUGCUCAAGUCCUUUUUUUUCUGUACAGCUCCGUUUUUAAAAGUUAUUAGGGGGUUCAUGUUUUCUUUGAUUGACACUUAAUACAGCCUACGGGCGUACGAAGAUUGCGUUGCUCACCCGGGGGAUACUCUGUUUGAGCCGAGCAUCAUCACAGCAACUCUUGGAGACUCUCCUGCUGAAUGCGUACAACGCUACUGCACAAUGUUGGUUUCAGGAAAUGGAGAAAAUUUUUGGAAAUACCAAGAGCUUUUCGGCUUCAAACCCAUAUACUGGCGGAAGGCGGAACUGAGUUGUCCAUCGUAUAUACAGUCUAUGAUUUCUUUAUGCUCUUUCAAAGUUCUGCAACAAGAAACCAAGAGAGAUUAAUGUUGUUGUUUUUUAAACUCUUUUAUUAAACUCUCGCCCCGUAUUUAGUCUGUUUACCUUUUUCCUCCAUCCACAACUUUCUCAUUUCUGUCUGUGCCAGGAUAAUAAUAAGCCUUUGAUUUGUUUAGAGUAGGUGGAAAGUCCCAUCCCUCAAAAUGCCCCCUUCUUUCUUCCUGUGACGAUAUGCUCCCAUUACCUUAAUGGCACCACUGUCUAUCAAUACUCUGCCAGUUUUAAUUAGCGUCAUCUAUUUUCUAUCUAUAGCAUCAAGCUGUGGCAUGCUGCACCUAAAAUUUACUAAGGAUUUCUUUGGAAGUGAAGCCACUUACCUCCACCCUCUUUGCUGUCCUCUCAUGCCCUUUAGACUUUGUAUUUUGAAUGUUUUGGCAGCAUGCAAUUGUGGUUAGCGUACACACUUGGAUCCUAAAUGUAGCAUGGGAAAUUUUCAGCAAUCGGUUGACAUCCUCAAGGCGAUUCAAAGGAUAAUUGCUUCUAAAUUUUCUACAACCAGUUAACAAGUCCCAUGCAUGCAAAAAAUAAGCCUAAGUGGAGAGUAUUUUGCAAGUUUGCUAUACAAUUACACAAUCCAGAUUUAACUGAAGUUGCCACUGGAAAAGAAAUCCUGUUAUUCCAGCCGUGGUUAGGGACAGUGUUGGCCUCAUUACUUUUUAAAAAAAGACAAACAAACUGUGAUUAUGACCUGAAAGCAGUAAGACUUUACAACAUUUUUGCAAUAAUUUUUCACUUUGUUUCUCAGUUAGAAUUUAUAGUUUUACAUAGACAGUAAAAGUAAUAACUUGUAAUGUACAAAUGGGGUUGUUCUUAGUGGCAAACUUAGAGUUCUAUUCACCUCAUUGGAGCCUUUUUAAGUAUUUUUCAGCUCAUUUUCUUUUGUUGUCAUCAUCAAUUCAAAGGCUAAAAACACACUUUUUUAAUUAGUUGUUGUACCCGACUUUAAAAGUUAGAAAAUUAAAGCACCACAGCUACAACAUGUUUAUAUCAAUGCUUUUAUUGAAAAAAAGACAUUGGCAUUGGGGCUUGACACACCCUGGGGCCAGGAGCCAAAAUUUGGUUUCCUGAAGCUGUUCCUCCUUUAUCCAUCUCUCACUGUCAUGUGCUGACGCCAUGUCAGCACACGACUUGUCACACACAAGAAGAGCUAUUCUUCGGCGACGGUGCAGACAGUAUAAUCAUACAUUCUGUCCUUCUAAUUGAGCAGAAUGGCCAACAAAUUUCUGAGAAAUAAAAUCUUUAACAGUUGCACCUGAGUCUGGAUCCUUGUUUACCACACAGCUGUCCCUGCUCUUCUUGCGUUUGGCACUCUCUCUGGUUUGUCAGACUCUCGAUCUUGAAAGAAAGGAAAUUCCUGCAAAGAGGCAAACGUCACUCUUUAUUGACAUUCCUCUUAUCAGGCAUGACUUAUCUACCACUGAUCAAUGGAGGGGCAUUAUUUGCACUCUGACAGAUGUUGCUCAGGAAAUUUUAAGGUCACUCAGAUUGAAUAUCUGGAGCAGAUGCAACCAAAAUAAUCACAAUUUUUAAGUCUUCAACUCUAUUUAUUUUAUGUCUUGCAGGUGUUUUCAGAGCAUUUCCUGCUCCGGCACCCAACAACAGACAAAAAGUCAAUGACUGCAUUGCGAACAAUGUGGAGCAUUUAGCCCAGUGGUUCUCAAGUCCAGUCCUCGAGACCCCCCCUUCCUGCAUGUUUUGGUUUCCCUGCUCCAACACACCUGAUUCAAAUGAUCAGCUCGUUAUCAAGCCAGAGCUUGAUAACGAGCUGAUCAUUUGAAUCAGGUGUGUUGAUGUCUGGACUUGAGAACCACUGAUUUAGCCAUUAAAGACCAAGUGUCCACUUUAAGUUGAUAGAGACCAAAAUAACAGAGGUUAAAGCGAAAAAAAGGAAAAUUUCUAUUAUUUAUAUUCUGAGUGACGGACAAGUGAUUGCUUCCCUGUUUAGUGGCCUAUACUUAUUUUUAGUUCAAUAACUUGACCAUGUAAAAGCCAUGUUUCUGCAUGAAACUGAUCAGCCUCGGUGUAUCAGAGCAAUCUCCCUGUUCCCAGUAUACAAUUACCCUCAGUGUUUGCAAUGGUCUGUAAUGGGAAUCAGUCCAGUAGCUUCCUGCAUCACCACAAUAACUGAAUUAAAGCAUCAGAUCAUAUCAUUUAACAAUGCACAUACACACAGACAGACAUGCACUCCUUGCCAUUCUAAGUCGUUAUUUGAAUUCUGGUCACAGUUUGGAUUUUACCAUCUUGAUAUAGGAACCUUCUCCUGCUGACGCUGGGCUUCAUUUUCCAACAUCACUGUGUCCAAUCUGUAAUUUGAAACUUGUGACAGUCUUAAGUCAGCAUGUCCUUCCCCUGCUGACGGAGGAGUAAGCAACAUCAAAAAAAAGAUCAAACCUCCCUGAAAUUAGGUUGGAUAUCACUUAGUAUUUUUUUCCCCUGGUGUCCCAAAAGUGCACAUCGAUUUUUCUUCUGAUAGUAAAAUCUGGUUAGCUGAACUCCAAUAACUAAGUUUGGUUCUUUCUCAGAUGACUAGUGCUUAGCCAAAAACUUGACCACAUAUCUGGAACCUGAGUCCUUUGCUAGCUCUUCUAUUAUUUAACAGGUUAUAGUUUUCACAAAAUGAUGUUGAAUGAAAUACUGGGUGUCUAUGCUAACAGCAAAAUUAACACUAAUUCCUUACAGAUGCAGCAAAUAGCUUUACAACAAAAGUCUAGUUCUGCUAAAGGGGUCUGUAUGUUAACAGGAAAGAUUUAGCAUAACUAAAGGAAAGUGUGGUAACACUUUAUUUGACACUAUAUCCCUAUAACGCAUUAUAAAUAUCUGUAUAAUGCAUUACAAUCACAUUAUAGCACUGUAUAACUAUAGUUAUAAACACUCAUAAAUGAUCAUAAUGCUUUAUAGCAAUAAUCAUAACACAUUAUAAAGCAUUUUAUCAUGACUUACAAGGUCAGGUAUUAUAAUGUGUUAUAACUGUUAACAACUCACUGACAAUGCCCACAUAGAUAAUGCAAUGCAACUGUUGUUAACAGUUGUAACACAUUAUAAUACCUGACCUUGUAAGUCAUGAUAAAAUGCUUUAUAAUGUGUUUUGAUUAUUGCUAUAAAGCAUUAUGAUCAUUUAUGAGUGUUUAUAACUAUAGAUAUAUACACUACUAUAACAUGAUUAUAAGACAUUAUACAUAUAUUAAUAAUGCGUUAUAGAGAUAGGCAUCAAAUAAAGUGUUACUGAAAUGGUCUAACAGGUGUUUUUCUCCAAUAGUAGCGAAGAGUGCAGCUUAGACCUGCUCAUUUUUUGAAGAGAUCGGGGAUAACUCUUGAUACGAAUUUUAAAGCAUCAUUUUUCUUGCUUUUAUUUGCACGUGCAAAGGAGCAACUAGUAGUAGCUAAACUUGGAAUUACGAUCUCCACUCUCUGUUUAUUAUUUCUAGAUAAAUAAGAACCCAAUAAAUGUGACAAAAUAUAUCAGCUUAUCAAUCAAUUUUGGUGACACAAGCAAGCUUGAAUUAACCCCAACAACUUCAGUUAUGUCAUUGAACUGGUUGUUGAAGAGGUUGCACUUGGGAGCCAAGAAUCUGUGCCAAGCAGAUGGUGUCAGCGCCAGCCUCAGCCACCUUUUGUACUUUGGCAUUUGGCAGCAAGUUUACUCCAAACAAGCUGUCCUCUUUUCACGCAGAUUUGUGAGUAUUUUCAAACUGAUUCUGUCAAAAUGGUUUUGACUUGUUUUCCAAAGGGAAGCUUAGCUCAUUGGCCGUGCAUAAUGGGAUUUCGCUGAGGAAGAGUGACGAGGAGGAGUGUGUUUUGGGGGGGUUUAAUAAAAAGCUCACAAUUUGCAGAAUGAGAUGUUGUUUUCUGUUGGAAGGAAAUGCAUGCGCGCGUCAACACACACACACACACACACAAAACAUCAUCCUCAUUCUCUGUAUUUCUCAGCUCACAUGCAGACACUGUGAUAGUGUUUUUUGCUGACAAGCAAAGUAGUCCUCACUGCUUGUGCAUUUCUGUGUGUUGCAUCAUGUAUGGCUUGUUGACAACAGAGUGCAUCUGUUCAGGCCUAAUGUGUUCAGUGUGAUUCGGAUGACACACUGUCAGAUGAACUUAAAGUUGUCAGCCCCUCACCCCUGGCUCACUGCUCAGCUGAAGUUGUUUCAUUUUUUUAACACUCACUUUUCAGAAGCUCACUAUUGAUCAAAAGGAUUUCCAUGGUAAUAUUAUGCUGGAUACAUAAUUAUGCCUAGUCUUUUUUGUUGUUAUCCAUCUGUUUCACCCUUUUGUGGUUAAAUCAGAGGAGAUUAUACAUUGAAAAAGACAGAGAGAGACCAUGUGAAGAAAAGAACAAGGGGGCAUUGUUCAUGGACAAGUUCAUGUCUGGAAAUCUUUACCAACUUCCACAGAGGAACAGGGGAAUGUAAAUGACAUUUUGUCAGAAUGAAAGUCAAAUGCAGAUUCAUAAUCUGGGGUUAACCAGAAUGUGACAUUUUCAUUUAGUCUCAUUUUAGCGGUUGAGGAAAGGUCGAAAAGUUGAGAAUUUGAGCGGAUGUUGAAUGGGAAACAAGUUUUUUAUAAUAAAUUGUCAUCUCUAUCUCGGUGGAAGUUUAACAAUGAAAAUAGUUGCCAUGUAAAACCUGUGACAGCAGAGAUACAGAUCAUUUGGUCUUCCUAACAUCUGUCUGAGAUUUUGUGUUAGUCAAUUAGGACCACUUUCAUAAAGAUGAGGUGGAAUUGGCAACAAUAUAAGAGUUACCACUUUGUCCACGGGGGGCAUAAUGCAUCUUUUUUGUAUCUAGCUGACCUAUUGGUAGAUUAAUCCUUCUACUCACAGUUACUUUGAAAGUUUAAUGUGACAGUUGUGUUUUAAAGCAGAGACUUCUACAAUUCAAUUCUCUUUAAAUGCCUCAAACAUGGAAGCUUUCACAAAUCUUGCCCUUUCAUCUGCAGCAUCCAGGCUCAGAUGCCCUUUGAUUCAUAAAACUGCAACACUGGAUGGGAUUUUCAUUUUGCUAUGUAUUGUUUACAUGUUGCCUCCCUGUUGGUGUUUUGCAUGCCCAACUUUCUGUAAAGAUAUUAAGGAUACAAGAUUCCUCAAUCCACAGCAUGUCAGCUCCAGUAAAUGUUGAGUCUGCCCACAGCAUGAAAAAAACAUGCCAUGACUAACUCAUAUUGAAUUUGACUGCAGCAUUGCCUAUUAUUGACAACAAUGUCAACUCAUUGUUGCACCUGUGGAUGAGAUCCACUGUUUUCAAAGUUCACACCAGCUGAUUGACUUGUCAGCCUUGGAUUUGAGGUCAAAGGGGUACUACCUGGGGGCCUGACUUGGGCCUGUCCUGUCCUGCAUAGAGAUGGGUCUGUGCGGAAGCAGAGUGUCUCUCAUUAUCCCAUCAAUCAUUUUAAAUAAGACCAUUUACUUUCAGGGAGACCAGACCUCAAAUAACCUGCAGCAUCUGUGUUUUGUUUCUCCUCCAGCUGUUUCUUGCUUUGUUUUCUGUAGAAUGACAUUAUAUAUUUUGUUUCCAAGGCAAAAGUCUGUACCUAGUAAGAUAUUAAGCUAUUAAACUAACACCUAAGAAUUUCCUUGUUCUUUUUAUCAUAGUGGGCUUUUUUUUUUUUUAAUUAUCAACAUCAGUCUCUUUGCAUUUGCCACAAAGGAGGUUAAAACAGAUCCCACUUGCAAUAUGCUCUGUACUAUCCCUCUGUCUACCCUCUGUCUCUCUGGGUGGCUUUGUCUGGAGGCCUUUGAGUCUCUCUUUACCCUCUAAUUUUCCUGGGUCACUCAGAGCACUCCCCUGCCCUCUCCCACACAAAUUGGCAUCACAUCAAUUUAUUAUCAAGUUAUAGGACAGAGGACAAAUGCAGGGAACAGUGGCACAUUUGUGUGUCUUCAGUAGAAUACAGUUAUAUCUGCAGUUGUGUUAGCAGAGCUUCAGCCCGGAUCACAAAAAAAGCUGUUAAAGUCAAACUACAGGGGAGUAAAAGCAGUUUCUCUUCUGGGGAGAAAAAUACCCAGAAUACUCCAGUAAACAAGUGAGAAGAAUUAUGAAAAAAUUAUAGGUACUAUUUUUAAACUCAGUAGCAGCUCAGUUUGCCUCUUUUUUCCGAUUUUACUCAGAACUGCAUUCAAUCACCACAGCACGGGGUUACAGCUUGAAUGAGAAUGAGAGCAGCAAAUGAGAAACCAGGUCCAGGUUAACAAGACUUCUAGUGAUAUUCAAAAUAGCUGUCUUAAUUAUUAGUAUUGCUUAAACAGUGUGCAAAACAAGGAAUCAUACGAACCAGCGCUUGGUUAAAUGUUUUAUGUUUCACAUUUCCAUCCACCACAAAUGAAUUAAUAAACAGCAGUGAUAUUUUACAUAUCAGCCUCACACCCACAUACAUGAGGGGAUUGGGGGUUUUUCAGCUGAAAUAUUCAUUUUUAGUCCAAGUUGGAAUUUUUGCACAUUUCUAAGCUGCAAUUUUCUGUUCUAAAACUCAAGCUUUAGUCGAGCUAUUUGCAGAUAAUUGAUGUCUUGAGAAUUUUUUUAAAAGUGGUGUCACCCUCUUAUAAUCCUUACUUUGCCCUCCCUGUCAUUCCUAACCAUUUUAUUUGAACCCACUCACUUCCUAGUUUGCUCUCUCUUUACCUCACUCCCUGGGCGAAGCGAUCCAGAGGAGCUCAAAAUCAUGGAUGAUCCAAAGGGAGUGAUGGUUACUGUACUCUGUGAUUUAUAUCCUCCUCCUUCCCUGUACCGUUUCCUUCUCCUCCUAUUUCCCCAGCCCCUCAGCCCUCCCUCGGUCUCUCCUUCUCCACCACUCCAGCUGUCUCUGAGUUCCCUUUUAAUCGCACAUUUUGUAUGUUCUGUCUUCAUGCGCCCUCUACUACUGUUACCUCCCAUCAGAUAAAUACAAUGACAAAGAUGCCUUAUCACCCAGUUUAUGUUUCACUCUCAUAAGGCCACCUAAACAGAUGGUGCAGUACCAGAUAUCAUCACAACAAGGUAGAUGAGAAAUACCUCUGGAUAUGUGCAUGAAGAGUGGAGUAAGAAUGUCUGGCCCUUCCUCUGGUUAAUACUACACCGGUCAAUGUAGUGGAGCUCAUAACUCAGGUCCAGCACAGCAGCCAUAGAAUACAAAGCAGGGGAGCAGCAACCAGCUGAAUAAUGACACCUAUGAGUGUGUGUGUGUGUGUGAGUGUGUAGUUGUGCUUGUGUGUCAGGGCGAUUGGGGGUUUAUUGCUGGUCACAUUUUAACCCUCUCUUCCUGUUCUCUGGCAGUUUCAUUACCUCUGUAUGCGAUGGAAAGAGCAACUAGGAGUGAAAGACAUGCGGGCAGUCGCAGUGGUCAGCAGACAAACCCACCACCAUACACCACCUCUACAUAGGUAGACAGCAAAAAAGGGGGGUCUAAAAACAAGAUAAAAACACUAAAUCUGAGGGGAAAGGUAAUAAGAACAAGUUAAAUUAUCUGUCCAUGCAGCAAGAUAAUUUCACUUGAUAAGAUUUCUUGAAUUAAGAUUGCUAAAUCUAGAAAUAAGCAUGUCUACAAAUGUACUUUGAAGGCUUAAAGUAAGCUAACAAUGCUGGUUUUAAGAGUAGAUUACUUAAAAUUUAACUUUUAAAGCCCUAAAAAUAAGUGAAAUAUACUUAAUAUAAGCAUAAAAUAAGUAUAAAAUGUUGGUUUUAAGAUCAGAUUACUUGAAAUUUAACUUUUACAGCCCUAAUAUAAGUGAAAUAGACUAAAUAUAAGUGUAAAGUAAGGAGAAAAUGCUGGUUUUAAGAUCUGAUUAUUUGAAAUUUAACUUUUACAGCCCUAAUGUAAGUGAAAUGGACUAAAUAUAAGUAUAAGCUCAGGAGAAAUGCUGGUUUUAAGAUGAGAUAACUUAAAAAGUGUCUCUUUUACAGCCUCAAAAUAAGUGAAAUAUACUAAAUAUAAGCAACUACAUAUUUUGUUUUCUUACUUUGAGCUUAGAGAUUAGUUCAACAAAAAAAAGAAAUUUAGAGAAAAAUACCCAGUAUUUGUAAAGAAUGACCAAACUCUGUCUCAAUGCAAGCAGGCUUAUCUUGAAACAAGGCUUACUUCAUCUUAAAACAAGAAGGGAGACUUUGGGAGAAAGAUGGAAUUUAACUUAUUUUAACAGUUAUUUUCUUUAUUUUAAGAUUAAAGAUUUACAGUUAAACACUUAAAAUAAGAAAUUAAGUUUUAAAACAAGAGAAAUUAUCUAACACUCCUAAAUCUAAGUUUCUUUGUCUUGGUAAGAACAAAAUAAUUUGCAGUGUACCAACAUUACCAAUGAUUCUUUAUAACUUGCAAAAUCCUCUUUAGAUAGAGAGUCCAGUGGGGACAUAUAUUGUUUCUGCACCAUGAGCAUUUGCUGUAAACACGCCUUAUAAAUCUUAAUCUAUCACAUUUGAUUAGAAAAUAUAUUGAUACAGAUAUCAAAUAAUGUAAUCAUACAUUGCAUAUUUUCAUCAUGUUGAGGAGAACUACUAUAGAUAUUGUAUGUCUUAUCAAUAUCAACUCUUUCGUACCCCAGAACAUCACUGAGAACCUGGGCUCUAUUGUGAAAAGAAAAGCAAAUGCAGACGUGUGCUAAGCCUGCAUUCCUUUAAAUAACCAGCAGGGGGCAAUUUCACCAGCUGCUAAAACGCUUCAUAUUCUGGUUGAAUGAGAAAGAUUUUAAAAAACUAUCUUAUUCCUCUUUCUUGUUUUUAUUUUAUGGGUUUUUUGCCUUUAUUUUAAAAGGACAGCUUGAGAGGGACAGAAAAUGUGGAGAGAGAAAGGAGGGUGAUAUGCAAAUCAUGCAGAGACUGGGAAUCAAUCCUACAACCAGUGUGAUGACAACUACAGCCUCGGUAGAUAGAGAGCCUGCCAUAUGAACAGAGCCAGACUGAACCCCCAUGACAUCGCUUUAACCAUUUUUUAUUCUCAGUAAAAAUGUGCCGAUUGAGUUUAUGGUCAUAUGGUUUUAGUCUUCUCUGAUUCAGCAUGAUGCUUAGUUUUUCUAUACAAAGUGACUGUAGCCCUCUACAUUUUAGUAGUGAAGCAGAUAUGGACAUCUAAAUAAAAAAGGAAAUAAUACCAGGCACGUGACAGUCAAAAGGUAAAACUCUUGGCUUCAAAUUGAUAUUCCUCAAAUUCAUUUCUUACUUACACUCAUGGUCAAUGCACAUUAGAGUAUUAAAGGUGGGGUUGGUAGGAUCCAAGGAAGUACCAGUUUUUGGGAAAAAUCUUGAAUGUAAACUCUACCCCUCCCAACCAGUUUUCCCCUCAGCUCCUCCUCUCCCCUCCCUCUCUGCUCCCACAAACAGAUGCUCGUCUUUGCUCGUAUACUUCAGAUAAUUACAAAUGGAACCCAGUCAAUGUGAAAGUAAAAAGCAUUGGUGCUACUGUAGAUGCCAACAGACUACCAGCAAAAACAAUGUUUGCAGGACUUCUACAACUAGGAUUAAGUGACAUAGUCCAGGACCAGAGGUAAACAGUUUAGCGGUGCUACAACACGCAGCAGGUCCCGCUUGACAAGAAACACUUCUGUCACAGACACUUGGCUUACUUUGUUAAAGCGGUUUACCUGUCCAGCAGAAAGGAUACAGGGUCCGUAGGAUCCCGAAGCGUCCCCUAACAUUUUAUGUUGACCCGGCUUUUUAGCUCUUGUCCGGUCUACCUCCUUUUUAAGCGCCCGUUAUUCUGCCAGUGUCUCCGGUAUUUACUUUGGUCUCUUAUUAGUGUCGGCAGUCGUGGCCAAAGGAGGAUUCAGACAAUUUUCUGUACUUUCUGGUUGGUUUCUACUGUCCGAUAUUGUAGCAUGCUAAGGGGAGGCGGAGAAUGGCUUUGUUUACAGUCGAAAAGAGCGGGCCGCUCAAAAAUUUUAAAAUGUUGACUACACAGACAUAAGAGAAGAUAGCGAUAUCAUGAUAUUCCUAAAUGUCAUCAAUAACUAAAAGCUAUUGAGUGAUAUUAAAAGCUUUUUUUUGUAUAUACACCACAAAAAAAGAUGCUUCUGUAACAGAUUCCUGCCUACCCCACCUUUAAACUGAGUAUUACUCCACAGCUGAAAAUAACCCCCACAAUUAAACUCUGUUCUCCUGUUUGAGUGACAUUUGAUAAAAACUACAGCACCCAGAUGGUUUUUGGAAACUUAACUGUAGUUCAUUGAAAAAUGAGAUUAAAGCAUUACAACAUCUUUCUCGAUAUGAUCUUGGCUCUUCUUGUCACAGACAGGGCAGUGGAAAACUGGUGAGAGAUGACCUCAUCCUUUUAUUAUUACAUUUAUCUGACAUCAUUGUGCUCAUGUCACUGACUUCCCAUGGAUCAUUUUUUUAUGUAAUAUGAGAUAAUAUAAUAAUUAUAUAACAAAACUAAACAGGGAAUGAGGAAAUCUUAGCCUCUGUCUGGAACAAGUGCCUGUUGUCCUCAUGUCCUCCACAGCUGUGCCAGAUCUGCAGGUGUGUCUGAGAACCUUCUGGGAAUCCCUGCUCCUUCUUUAUCUAUGUUUUCAUUUCUACACCCACCUCGCCUUCAUGGCUAUGUUUAUGUCUCCCUUGUUAUAUUUCUUAUGAACAAAGCAUGCAUGCUCUGAACCAAACAUCCUCAUUAUGCAGAUACACUGUGGUCGUUUUCAAACCCAGCUGGGCGUAAAGUGAAAACCCUGUUACUUCUCAUGGCUCGGUGGUUUGAAUGCUCACUUUGUACUGCUACUAAGGUUAAAACAAAGGCAGAGCAGCUUCUUCUUUCACUCUGCUUCUUUGUGCAACAAGUGAGAGGGUGAGCCCAGGACAUGAGAUGACAUAAUACUCACGGUGUGGUCAUGGUAUUUUGUUUUCCAGUAAGUGUGUGCGUCUGUUAAUGUCAGAGUUAGGGUUCGGUCAGCCUACUGGGAGUCAUAUUUUACGUUUAGUUGGCUGUAUGUGUCUACAGUCAAAGUCAUGAUUGGAUGACCUGUUGUUUUUGCGGUCUCAUCAGUCAGAGUUGGUACAGCACUCUCUGGUGGAGUGAGUAGAAUUUAUGAAUGUUUAAAAAAAAAAGGGGGAGCUUAUCUGUGCGAUCUGUCCUCAGUGGGAUGAGGUUGGUGUCUGUUCUAGUAAAAGUGAUCUAUAACUUUGAAUUUACGAGGUCUGCUUGUGCGAAUGACUCAGCAGUAUGAGGCAGUAUAUUAACUCUCACCGCCGAGAAGGUGUGGUGGCUCGCGUUGUCCUCAAGAGCCGCUGGCCACAACUAAGUCUGAUUCGGCUCGGUAUAAAGGGAUGUUACACCAAUUUCACUUUGGUUUACUCACCAUGAAAAGCUCGUACCUGUCCAAACUCUCCUCUGUGGGACAGUGGAUUGGCCGAACAGUUAAGCCCCUGGUGUAUAAAUAACCUUUGAAGCAAAUGGCUGAGGUUGGAUUCCAACCUGUUGUCUCUCCUCUGUCCUCCAGUGACCUUCUCUAUAAACUGAUCAGUCAUCUCAGUAAGCCCCAAAACAAACUUAACAAGAUCAGAAAAUACUCUUUUGUGUCUUUUGAGGAGGUUUAUGAAGUUUACUUUAAAGUCAUUGUCAUAUAUCUUAUGGUCUGAAAUGCUCCCCUUCUCACCCUUCCUAUCAGUGAAACAACGGUGGCCUCCAAGGACAAAAAGCUCAUAUGGUGCAUAACAACUACAAGCAUAGUAUUGUUUUUGUCCUGAAUACAAGCCAGUAAUGCACUAAAACUGACCAAUAGCCCUUCAAUAGCUGUUCUCAAAUGCAUUAUAAAAAAUUUGUAUCAUUUUGAUUAUCUAAGAGACUAUAAUUGAACACUCUGCUGUUGAAAUGAGUAAUAAGAAAGUGAUCAAGCUGUUCAUUAACUUUUAUUUGGCAAAGCUGAAGAGAGACUUGAAAUGUGGGGUAAGGAUAAUGGGGAAAGACGUGCAUCAAAGGAUGAAGGCAAAUUAAAGACUAAUGCAGAGGGUAAUGAAAGGUCUUAGCUUCUUACACACAAACUGAACUAAGCUAAUGAGUGCUUUUUCUUUCUUUUUCUCUCUUUUAUUUUAUGAUUUCUUUUCAGGGAUGUUUGCUAGAUCUCUUUAGUCUGGCUUGUAUGAUCUAUUCUCCUUAUCAAUGAUUAAAUAAUGUGUUUUUUCUGUCUUUUAAAAUGCUAUUUUCUCUCUUUGCAGUUUAUUCAUUUUCUUUCAGCUGACGCUCUCAGAUUUAAACAGAAAAGUGAUUCCAGCGAAACCUGGCUGUAAUCCACACGACGAGGUGUAGAUCAGUUAAAAAAAAAAAAGGAAGGACGUGUCAAAUCAUUAUCGUUAAAAUGAAUGGACUUCUUUGGCCUUUGACUUUUUAACAAGCCUGAUUUUUUCUUGGCUGCCUGGACUGGGAUUGUUCUCUGACAGGCAAACAGCUGAUUUAUGAUAUUUUGAUACACAGGAAAGCUAUAAAACAUCUAAAAAUCCCUUUAAAGGCUGCAACACUCUGUUGAAUAUUGUUUUAAGAGUGUUAUUUUGCGAUCAGCUGCUCUGUAGUUGCAGUUUCUCCACAAUCCCUUUAUAGUCAAAAGGAGAAAGUUUCGUGAAUCCGCAUUAGCAUGAAGUUAGCAUACGCUACUUUGUUUGUAUUGUCAUGCAUUGUGUUCUGCGCUCGUGCGGUGGAAUUGUGUGUUGUGUGGACUGAAUCAAAGGCAUUUGAAGCCCCUCUCUCCCCUCUGGCCUCUCCCCAAAGACCAGAUGGUGUCUCUUUAGGUUGUCUAAUGAAUAUUGAUAUGAGGGGUCCUGGUUAACAACAGGGGGCUGCACAGGCUGGACCAGAGAGCCUAAAAUUGGUUUUUGGUGAAGGUCUGUGUUUGAGGGGCUGAGCAGCAUAGUAGAAGAAAAGAAGGGUUUGGGACUUGUAGGACCAAACGACUGCAGAAUGAAGUGUUACAGAACAUAAAUCCCAUAUCUGUCAACUGCUUUGCACAAACAAAUCCAGAUUUGUGUGUCAUUGAGUGAUAAAAUACAGUAGGAGAAUGAAGUUUUUGUUGUUUGGUGGCAUGUAAACUUAAAGAGGAUGGUGUCAGAUGUCAAUAUUUAAAGUCUGAAAUUAGAUUAGGAGGCUAACGCAGGAUAAACGAGAGUCAGGUGCGAGGAAGAGUAAAGUAAAGACAGGUUAAGCUACUGGUGGAAUUAAUCCUCUGGCAUGGUUCCCAUGGUCAAAGCUGCUCUCCUCAGCUCAUUCCAGGUCCCGUGCCACCUCAGGCUGAACCCUCGCCAGCACCUGACCCUGGGCAUCAGGUUAGAAAAUUUCUAACUGAAGGAGCUUAAUAACCCCACCAGUUUCUGAAGCUUUAGAAGUUAUGAGUUUGUUUGAAGGGAGGGUGGGUGUGUGGAUGAAGUUAAUUGUGUUACCCUCUAGCAUGUCCCUCCAGCUGGUCUGGGUGUAUGCACCAGCUGUACCCCCCGCUGUGCCACUUUACUGGGAAUAAACAUCCAUUCAGAGGACCAAAGUGCUGCAUCUCUAGCAGGGAAAUAAUCCUGAUCACAGCACUGGGUGUUUGUUUAGCAGGGAGUCAGCCUUUUCAGCGUUCUCUCUUUUUUUUUCUUCUCAUAGCCGUGUCAUAUUUCAUACUCUCUGCAGUUUGUCAGGAAACAUUAGUAGGCACGCAGCAACUCAUCCGCAUACAGAGCUCUGAUCAUGAACCUAGGCUGUGUCAGCUAUAAAUAACCCAAACAAGACCUCGGUGGCUAUAAGGCACCGGGGCAGACAGGAAGGGAAAGGCGGUGAAACUGAAAGAUGAGAGACAGAAGGGAGGACCAUGACGAAGAGGAGGGCAAGACGUUUUAGUACAUCAUCAUAGUUAUUCAGUUUGUUAGGUUGAGGACACAACCUUAACUGUCAAUCGUAGUCCCUGUGGUCCUUAGUUAAUGAGACAAAGCGCCAGACUGAUACAUGAUGCUGAAGGCUUUCAUCAGGGAGGGGACAAUGACAACAAGAAUUAUCUAACCCUAAAGUCAACUAAAAAUGAUUUUGCUGCUCUAUCUUUUAUUAUAGCUACGUGUAAUUGGAACUUCUGAUAUAAACAAAAAAAGAAGAAGAAGAAGGAGAGGAAGAAAUGCCACUAUUUUGCACACUGACCCACUGAAACAGUUUCAUGACCAAAACUUCAGAGUUAAUUUUAUUUAAGGUGAAGUUUAGUCAUUUUAUUUUUAAAAAUGAACAUGACUGUUUACUCAACCAAAAACACGAGUAUUUGUUUGACAACUGGAUAGAGCAAAGAGAGAAUGACAGAGACAAUCAAACAGAGAGACAGAUGAGGACAGGGACAAAGGAAAGGAACAUUCAGAUUUAUUUCAGCAAUGAAGUAUGGAUGUACAGUAAUUCAUAAUCACCAUCACUGCUUUUUAAACCUAAAUUAAUAAUAACAUUUUUCCAAUUUAAAUGCAAUCCGCAUGCAUCACAUGGAGCCUCAUUUACUCAAAUUGGCCUUAAAACCACUAAAUACUGUGAUGUGAAGACAUGAUACAAAAACCUUUGAUUGUAAGCUUGCUGUACUUUUCUGUGAUUUAUCAAUGACAUAUAGAGACACUGCAGCAAACUCAAUUUUGUUGUACCAGGGAAAACACACAAUGUAGUCACCUUCAGGUGGAUAGUUGUGUGUGAUGAGUUAGAUCCAGAGGGUGGCUUUGGAGGCCUGGGCCUCACUUUGAAUCUAAUAAGCAACCCCAGGUGCCACCUCAAUAACUAUAAAAAGUCCCCAUAUUCGUCAUUCCAACUCAGCCUAAUUUUGAGUCCACCUCCCAGAGACGGGCCUCAAGCAAAUAGCUACAGUGAGUGAACCUGCCUACGAGUGAAGUUUCUGAAAUGCCGAAUUAUUAUUUUUAUAUCUCCAAAACAAAUGUGUUACAAAAAUCCAUUCCCUUUUUCGAAUCAGACUUUGAAUGUUUAUAUUUUUGCUAUAAAACUGGCUUUAUUGGCUCGGUGUGUACAUGGUUCCCAUGCUUCUGUAGCCAGCCUCUGAGAACUGCAGUUUUCCUGUCAGGACCAGAGGUUUGAGCUUGGUCCAAACUCAGUUUAAACCCAUUUACCCCCAAAGAAAGUGUUCUCUACCCUGUGGGUUAAAGACACAAGACUUAAGAGAUAGGAAACGUUCCCGGUAUGCUAAACUACGCUUAUAUAUUUAGGAUUAUGCCUGUCAUGUCUUACUUUGAUAGAUCAAUUUACAGCCGUGAAAAAUAUAUAUAAGUACAGAAAUUCUGUCACUAGUGUGUGUGCAUUCACACAAUCACACGUGUCUGUCUGUCUGUAUUGACUGAAGUGGGCGUCUGAGCCCCCUGCAAGCAUAACUUGACAGCCAUCCUGCGUAUGUGUGUGUGUGUGUGUGUGUGUGUGUGUGUGUGUGUGUGUGGGGGGGGGGGGGUUGACAAAAGAGGCAGAAUUGCAAUUGAGAGCCUGCGUAAGCUACAGAGCAAAAAAAGAGUAAGAGAAAGAGCGGAUGGGGGAGGGAGGAAGGUAUCAGACUCAGGGAUAAGGCAGCUGGGACAUGCUGCCUGGCUGAGAGCAGAUCUCAUUGUGCACUUGUCCUUCCUAAGUCACUCAGACGCUCUGCAGAGAGAGGAGAGAGCCUCUCACUCUGACACCAGGCCAUCUCUGGGUACUCACAGAUGGGCUGUCAAGGCUUUAAGGGGAACUGGAUCUUUUCCGUCAAUCAUACUGAGUUGUUAACAAAAAAGGACUUGUUGGACUCUGUUUGGCUUUACCUCUUUUUUUCUGGAUUUUUUAAAUCUGCUAUGGCACUCGCAUAGGCAUGGUGGUCUACUUUAGGAAGAGCAUCCACUCUCUGCUGUCUGUCUUCAAAAAGAAGGGUGAGUGCUGAGUCACAUCCAGGCUGUAGUUUUGACUUUAAGCUGCUGACAGAAGUGAUUUAUGAUGUACAGCACAGUAAUACUCUAACUUACAAUAAUUAAGAUGACAUAUUCCUAUGCAUCAUAUACCCUAAAAAGCUUGAGGAGCAGUGCUGAGGGUGCAAGGGAAUGGAUCUGUGAAAGGUGUGAUGAUAUUUGUAGAUUUAUGUUGCUAUCAUUUCGCUCCAUCUCUCACAUACAAACAGUCGCACUGGCAUGCAAGAGUUAGCAUUAAGACAAUAUGGGGGUCCUCUCUAAUGAGAUAAAAAGCUUAACUGACUUUUUCAGUGAUCAACUAAAUUGACCAAAUGCACUAAACCUCCUGCAGGGGUCUGGCGGCAUUAAGAGCUGCUUUUACAAUUAAUCGCAACUGGUAAUUACAGCACAACACAGUAAAAGUGGAAAUAACCACUUUUCUGUGGCUGUUUUUGUGAAGAAGUCAGUUUUUAUUCCUGAGAUUGAAUCAGUCACUCCUAGAGAUUUCCCACAGCUGCACACAGGGGAGGGUAUUGUGUCUGGACUGCCUCACCUGUGUGAAGGCGGAGAGAAAAGGGGAGGAGUGUAUGUUCUGCCACACAAAAACACACAAACAUGUACAGUGUGUACAUCCAGAGGCACACAGUGUUACCUAACCAGGUGAGACUGAGACCUGCAGUGUGGGAAAUGACAAAAGAGGGAAAGUGAACACCUGGUAUUCAACUUCAAUUCUGAUAUAAAAGACAAUAGGGCUUAUGUAACCUACAUAAACAGCAAGAAAACAGGCUUGACUCUUAUCACACAAUGAGAAAAUAAAACCUCCAAGAAUCACAAAACUGUUCUUAUUAAACUUUCACAAAUAUCCUUUGUCUUUCUUUCUUUCAAAUUUAUUUUUAUUGAGUUUUCCUUGAAUGUAUUUCAACAGCUAAUGACAGGGCACAAGGGUUCACUUCAACACCUAAAAGAAAAAAUAAUAAUGAUAUUAAUAAUAAAUAAAUACAUAAAUAAAUAGAUUUGAUGAAUUAAUCUGUAAAUAUGAAAGUAAAAACAAUGCCAAGAUCAUAGAGAUAUCAGAUCAUACCAAAACAAUGCAAAUUAUAUGGAAUAAAAUUACCAUAUAAAGAGAAUAGAAGGUGGGAAAAAAUGAAAAUAAAGUAAAACAAACAUAAAAUUCUUAUUUGUCGACUUAUCUUUCCAACAUUUGUAUUCAGAAUCGCGUAUCUUUUCAUGCCUCCAUUCAAAAUCAUCACUUAACCAAACCUAGCUGGAUGGAUGCACCGUUGACCCUGCAUGCAGAGGAGCUUAAAGCAUUUUGUAAUGACUCCAGAUCAACAGGUGAUCUGUUUUAUAUCCAAACCUCAAUUUCCUGCUCAGUCUUUGUCCUUCGAAAAUGAGUGAAGCCAUCAAAGAGAGAGCUGUGUCCAGAUCUCACACGGGAACCCCUUUAGAGGGUCAAGUGGCAUCUUUAAAUGUAGGCAAUCCAGAUAAUCUAAUCCGUCAUGAACUAAGCAGGUCGAGAGAUACUGCAGGAGAUUAACCGGGCAAUUUACUGGUCUAAUUUACUGUUGAGAGCCUGGUCAGACUGGGACGUCUGCUCGGCUGAGGAGAUUUGAAGAGGGUGCUGCGUCACAGCAGGUGGAGGUGCAGAGGAUUCACUGUAAAGCUGAUAAAUGAUUUGACCAGUGAACACCUGUUGAGUCUGUUUACCUUUGCGUUAAUGUUUUUAACCUUCCUAGAAAGUACCUGUGGAUACACUAUGCAAAUUGAGUUUACGCUACUUGGAAAAUCAGAUGUGUUUUGGAAUAAAGCUUGCUCUUUCUGGCCCAAGGGAAGAGUCAUGAAAUAUUUACUAGAGAUGAGGGGGGAUGAGUUAUUAGCAACCAUUAACAUGACAUUCAAGUUUUUGGUACCUAUCACAGCCUGUUCACUCUGAAAUCUCAGUAUCUUAGUCCACCAUGUUGUUAAAGUAUUCUGGGGCAACUUAUUUCCAUAUUGUUUCAACUGAAAUUUAAAUUCCACUAACGAAUUGUAAAGUCUAAAGGUUAAAAAAAAAAACUCUGGAAAGGGUCAAAAUUGAGCGUCUUUGAUCUUUAAUGGCUAAACACCAGGAUCAGAGUCUGCAGGUGAACAAUGUCAUAUUGGUGGCUGAUGUUAGCCCAGCCUUCAGUCUUCCUUGCAGGUUAACAUUCACAUGCCUGGGCUGGUUAUUUAUGUUUGUAGGCAACCAAAACAAGCAUAUCUCUAUAUGUCUUUAAACCAAUGUACUUCCAAACCCAAUAAUUCUCUGAGCUGUCAUCUGUGCCUGUUCAUAUAUAGGUUUGGAGCAUCGGAACAUGAAUUAGAGCUAAAAUCAAGGACAUGAAAAUAUGAAUUUUUAAUUUAACCAAUUAGUAAUUCUGCUGACAACGAGCAAGGGUGACAGUGUUUUAUCAUUUAGGUGACUGAAGAUGCACAUCCAUAUUCUGGAGCUAAACUGUUGAAAAGGCGUUUUCAUUAAUGCCAAAUUAAUUGCUCCUGUUUUCUCUAUCCUUCUCCACAAUUUAACAGCUGGCCCGAAGACUAAUGAGGACCAAAAGAGGUUGACCGUCCACUACACGACCUCUCAGCACUACCAGGAGAAUGUUUUCAUCGAGGGCAGCAGGCCACAGUUCCUGGAGGACCUGCACACAGAGGCCCAGGAAGGCCUCAAGAUACUACAGCAGGAAGGUAAGACAAAUAUGACAGCUGGUUAGUCAAAAGCUUUAAGGAUGUAGACCCAUCUAAAACAAAAUGAGGUUCAGCUAUAACAUCAAAUUUAAAGCCCCUGGUUUUGAAACAGAUGAAACUUAGUGACUAUGUGUAUGCCUAUAUAGAAAUUUAAAGCAUGCUAAAGAAACUUCCUCUUUUAAGUCCUUUUCCACAGCAGAUACUCCAAAUGAAGUUUACUGUUAAAAUUAAGAAGAAUCAAAUCUUAAAUUAGACAAUACAACAUUUAUAUAUACAAGACGAAAUCAGUGAAGUUGCAAGUCUAAGUCCACAGGAGGCACCAAAACACAAACAGAAAUCUCCUCAAAGGAGCUUUAAAAAUCUCCAGGGUAGGAAAUUAAAACUGUUUGUCUGAUAAACUCCUCUAUAAAAAGCUGAAGCAUUCACUUCUGAUAGUGUAACUGACAAGCGAUAAAUAGUUAUGAACGGAGGUUAAAUUGUUUUUCUGUUCUUUGUCUGUUUGCUUCAUUCAGAACACCAAAAUGGACUGAACUUCCCUGACAAUGAGAGCAUUGCUGUAAGUGCCCCAAAAUGUUCUGUAGAUGUUUCUCCUUCCACAUCCUACACACUCAAUGUUAACACUGAGGGCAAAUAAAUACUCGUGUGUCUUUGUGUGUGUGUGUGUAUAUCUAUUGCAGUCCACAGACACUCUGCGACCAGAGCAGGAUGUCAGCUCCAAGGACGGAGGUCUCUCUGUGGAGUUAAGAUCCACCACAGGAAGCACUGAUACCACAAUAACCUCUGCUGUGUCGACAAGGCCUGUGCUCACCCGCCAAGGUAAACUCCAGCCCUGACUGUUUGUGCUUAUUCAAAGAGAAACAUAGAAAGGACGCAUCCACACUGCCUUAUGUUGGUGGAAAUAGAAGCUAAUCUUGGUGCAAGCGGUUGGAGCUUCUUGAAUUUACUGCGUCACAAAGAGUCAUAGACGGGUACUUAUUUAGCAUGCUUGUCUCAGUCUCAGCUGCUUGGUGUCUCUGCAGUUACGGUUUGAAAUCAAAGGAGAAGGAACAACACACAUACACACACACGUAGACACACACAUUUGAAGCUUUUUUUGGUAACUCAAAGCUUGAAUAUAACUGAAGACAGAACUGCUCUGCCUCUGCAUAUCACAGCUGGAAGGUAAAAUAUGCCUGUGUGUGUGUGAAGAAAGAGAGAUUGAUAUUCCAUCCAUGUUUCUGGCCUCUGUCUUUUGAAAAAGUCAUUUUUCCUGAUUUAACUUCACUGGUUAAUGGUGCUUGUGUUCAAGCUCCUGGUCUUUAUGAAGAUUGAUAAUUGCAUCCAAAAAAAGAGUCAUUUUUGCAGCUCCAAAAGACUAUUUUUCUUUCCUGUCAGGUUCAACGUUUAAGCCUCUGAAUCCAGUAAAAAGACUCGAUAGAAGCAAGAAAAGGAGCAGGAGAACCACUAUCAUGGGUAUUCCCAACCAGGUCCAGAGAGAACUUGGUAUGUCCCCGUCACUUCCCUCACUAAUCCUGUAGAAACCUUGUAUCAGUGGAUGUGAACAUGACAGCGAUCUGCUCUCCUCCCAGCAUUGCACAGAACCUCCACCUUCCAGCAGCUUGUUUCCACUCAACCUCUUGAUCAGGAUGGUAAGAUGAGUCACAGCCAAUCAGGUGUCGUUAUCGUUCCUACAGUUGAUGGAGGGACCCCAGUGGCAAAUAAAGAAGGAGCAAGGGUGCAUCUUUCAGACCUGGAGGUAAAGGGUUCUUCACAAAGAAAUUAUCUACAUAAAUGAGUUCUACUUUGGUCAAUUUUUAUCACUUUUUCAUUGAUCCUCUCUCUACUUCAAACAGGCUGCAUCCAGAGAUGAACAGCUGCUGACAAAGCACCUCCAGGCAAUGAAUCAAGGAGAGCACCCGUUCAACCACCAGAGUUUUAGCUCUUAUCUUGGUCCAACCUCAAAUCUGAGACCAAAGUCCCUUGCAGUGCCAGGCAUGACCACUUCUUUGACCUUCUCUUCUUCAUCAAUGCUUAGCUUUCUCCAGGAACCCCUGGUAAGAACAAAAUCAUUUAGUCAAGGAAAAAGGCUUUCAAGUUCAAAAACUCUUAAGUAUGCUGCCUGUUACAGCUCUGUUCAGGUUUCAUCCUAAGAUUGAGUGCUAUACCAUAAAAAAAAAAAAGGUUAAUUUGUAACUGAAGUUGUUUCACUGUUUGGUCAAGUAGUGGAAAGCACCUUUCUUAACUCUCAUGCCUGUAGCAUAGCUUACACAAAAUAGCUGGUAAAGCCCUCUGCUUCUCCCCAUCCAACAAGUAUUUUGUGUUUUGAAAUGGUGCAGGUGUUAUAGCUGGGUGUUAUAUUUUAAAUGCAUCAUAUGUUUGCAUAAAAACGAUCUCAGCUGGUUCAGCUCUGUAAACUGUCUUAUAUUAGAAAUCAUGUUUCCAUUAGGCUUUAUUUGAAAUUCCACACAGCUGGUGCAACCCAGAGCGAAUUUCUUAUCCUUUAAAAUCCCCUUUUUUUCCACCCUAGGGCCCAGUGAUGUCAAUUUCUCCCCAGGCCACCUACUUGUCUACAAUCAUCCCAAAUGCGGUCUUGCCAGCCUCGAUUGAAGUUAUAGAGAUAGACCGCAGCAGCAGCCGAGCACGUGGGAGCAGUGUAAACCAUGGCGGUAGUGUCCGCACUGUGAGCAAAAGCAGCUUGGCAUCUGGAGACUCAGCUGUCAGCCCUUUGUUGUCCAGAAGAUCAGAUGGUGAUGAUUCCCAGGCGGACAACUUUCAAAAAGACUCCACGAAUAUGCCAACAUCAGCUUCAGGCUCAAACUGGACCGAGUCACAGUCUUCAAAGACCAUUAUUUCACAGUCCUCCCCUUCAUCCUCCAAGAGUAGCACGCAUGGUGCUAACUCUCAGAAAGUGGAACUGAAUGGGCAGGAAAGUCCGGUAGAGCACGCAAGUGAGGACCAUGACCAUGUCAGCCUCCGUAGCUCAGUUAGCAUGAUUAGCAGUAGAAGUGAAAAUGUUUUUGCAGGUCAAGGAUGCGAAUCUGGUUUGUCGGGGUCAGUAUCAGCUGGGGAUGAAGGAAAGAACAAACAGAAUUUUACUCGUAGCCUAUCUGUCAUGAAGACCAAGCAACCCCCUGCACCUCCAAGGAGAACAAACUCUCUGCAUAAUAACAGGAUCAGAAGCAACCAUAGGGCUCUGGUAGAUAGUAAGGUUCUCAAUGAAUCUAUGUCUGGAGAGAUGGCAAAUGAUACAGAAAAACCUGCAACAAAAAAUGACACAAAGUCAGUUAAUGCAGAUAGUAGCAGGACCCCCAUCCCUGUAUCAAACUCCACUGAUCCUGUCUCUGUAAUUGCUCCAACCAAUCCCUUGAGCACCACACAGGUCUCUUCCACUGAGGUAGGAAGAGCAACAGACUCCCAGUCAGAAUGCACAAGCUCGUCCCCACAGAAAACUCACUCUGAUGGGGGGAAAUUUGAACGCACCUUGUCUCCUUCCAGUGGCUACUCGAGUCAAAGUGGCACUCCAACUCUUUCCCCAAAAGGGAUCUCCCCAACGUCCCCUGAAAAGCAGAAGACAAAGCCAAUCAAACCAGACAGAUCAGUGUCUCGGGCCUCGUCCUCAGGAGCUUCACCUUCCUCAUCUCUCACCUCUCUUUCAUCUGUUGCGUCUGAGUCUGUCAAUGUACAUGUUUCAGCAAGCAGCCCCAGUCCACCUCCACAGGGAUCUUCAUCUAAAAUUGCUGCAAAAGAGCCUACCCCUAAAAACAGCUCUCCAAGUGUUACAGCUGAAGUCAGAGAGCUGUUGAACAUCCCACCACCCCCUAAAGUCAAAGCACCAUGUCCUCCUCCUCCAGAGACAUGGGUUCACAACAGACGCUCCUUUGAGCUCCUGUGUGGUUCUUGCCCUAAUGUCAACAACGGAACCCAGACACCAGCAGGGAUACAGAACAGCACAGUCAAGCAGGCAGGAACUCAGACUGAAGACAGUAUCGAGAAGCAAGUUUUAGUUGAAGAACAAUCAUCCAUGGAAAAAUCUGGCACAGAAUUGACAGAGAGUCCUGCCAAGCCAGAGACAUUGUUAGAGACGGUACCUGGAAUUGUUCUCAAAGAACUGGAGGAUAGUGAAUGUCGUGGAAUCCAUGAAGAAAGAAUAGAAGUAAGUGCCGACACUCAGAAACCAGAGCAGAGUUGCCCUGUAGUCAAGCUUCCUGAGAGUCGAGAGGUAACUCCAAAGAAAGAUCCACCUCCAGUCAUGAAGAAACCUGUGACAGUGCUGCUCAGAGAGGAACAAACUUUAAAGGAGCCCUCAGUGGAUGAACAACAAAGUCAAUUGAGUAGUAGUGCCACAACAGAAGUUGAUGUUCCUGUUGAGAACAGUAAAAUCUCGUCAUUAGAUCCACUUGAUAAGAGUGGGAGUGAGACAGACAACAGAAAGGUCAUAUCCAAGCAGACACUCUCUGUAGAGGCCCCCAAAAUAAGCAAGACCUCUCCACCACCAACCCCUCCUCCCACAUACCACCCCACACCUCCUCUUUCAAGAAAAACACCCACCCCAUCAGUAUCCAUGACUUCAGAUGAUCUGGACAGGGUACAGGAAGAGAGCCAUGUCAUAGAGUCCUGCUGGCCACCCCCUCCACCUCCAAUGGAAGGGGAUUCAGUCUUUGAUGGGGGAGAUGAGGUUGACUUCCCUCCACCUCCUCCACCCUUAAUGUCAGAGAUUGUGCCAAAAGUGACAGACAGUUGUAUGAUGGUGCUGGAUCUUUCAAAAAGCCAGACUGAGAAAGUCGAAGCACCAAUGGAGGAUUUGAGUGAAGUUGGGACCUCUGUCUAUGACCAGAUUCCACAUGUUCCUCCUGCUCCACUACAAACAGUCACUGACUCUUCACUAGAGGUGGAUGUGCAGGUUUCCAAAUCCAACACCUGUGAUGAAAUUUCUUGUAGGCAAGUACAGAAUACUACAACAACAGACAGUGCCAAACCUGCACCAGUAGAGGUACCCGUAUUGCAACCUGUUACAAAAAUAGAGCACCAAGUGUCUGUCUCUACUUUAGUUCCCUCAAGCAGUUUCCUAAAUCAAGAUUCUCUUAGAACUGAAGAUCAUUUGUCCUUUGGGCCUCCAGUCAGUACCCACCCCCAAGUUACUAUCCCAGUAGCACCCCCAUUACAAGCUGAUAAUUUGACCAAUGGUGUUAAUUUCAGAAGGCAGCCCAGUGUAGCAAAUAGAGACUCCAGGAGCAAGGAACUCCUUUCACGACAUAAAAGUGCACCCAUACCUAAAGAGGAUGCCAACAUACCCCUGGUUACCCCUUCCCUGCUCCAGAUGGUUCGUCUUAGGUCAGUUAACAUGACUGAGGAUCAGGUGAAAGCUCCAUCUGAGGACAAGUCAACAAGCCAGGAAGCUCCAGCUACUGAGAAUUGCCCGAUCUCAAUCCCAGGACCUCACAAUGUUCCACAGAAGCCAAUCCGCAAGUCACUGUCGCUAAAAUCUCCCCCUAAAACAGUUAAAGCAUCUCCUGUGACACUAAACACCCCAACCAUGACACUCAACACCACUUCACUGCGCUUACAGGAAGCCAUACGCAUGAAAACUGCAGCCAUGUCUUCAAGAGAUGGUCUUCCAUCCCGACUGGGAGUGUGGUCUUCAGCUCACAGCUAUGUCAGUGAACAAGGCGCUCUGUCACAGAAAACACUUGAAGGAGGUGACAUGCACAAGUCCCCAGCUUCUACCGCCAGCUUUAUCUUCUCUAGGAGCACAAAGAAGGUUGUAAUUGAGCCUGCAGCAAUCUCCUGCCCUGAAGCUCAAGCAAGUCUGAAGCACAGCUUGGCAGUAGAGCUUAGGCAGAUAACUGACCAGUCAAAGACUGUCACCUUCUCCAAUGGUGGAGUAAAAUCGGACAAAGUACCUCCACCGGUAGCUAAGAAACCAGCCCAUGGGAGCGGGAGUACUACACAGAGUCCCCCUGCCUGCACGGCAAAGAUGGACUUCAGUGUGGGAGGGAACGGAGCCAUAGGAGUACGGAAUGUGAGUGGAUUAACACAACUUGAGACAACAAGUAAGAGCAGAACUUUAUUUGUAAGCAUGAGUUUCUGUCAUUUCUGGAGUCAUGCCACCAUCAGUGUGUUUGAGUGUACUGCAGCUGAGUCAGUGCAUGCAUAAAUCGAUGUUGCCACUCCAUCAUGAAAAAGCAGAAUGCAAGUUCUUACAUUACUGUGAUCUUGACCAACUAAGCAGUUUGAUGGUGCAUUGAAGAGCACAUUUUUUGGCUAAGAGGACAAAACUGCACACACAAGUUAAGCAACAAAAUAGGAAAGCUGCUUAGUUGCUUAAAAUGUCUUCCACACGAGCAUGUUUCUCCAUCAGCCAUAACCUGGAGCUCAUGAUCAUGCCACCCUAGCAGAAUGUGAUUAGGACAGAAAACCCAUCGCAUGUGCUUCUGUAACUGUAUUACAUUGUUGACAUAAUGUCUAACCUCUUUUUUUCUUUUUUACCCUUUAGCUACAAGAGUAACAGCAGACACAAUCGAGACGCUGUUUUGAGAGAGCUCAAUGGUGAGCGGCAAAGGCUUGUGCAGGAAAAAAACAAGCUAGAAGAGGACAACCCACAGCAAGAGCUAUGUCCACUAUCAGAGUGUCAAGUCUUCUCCAAAAGCCUUAGCCUGUAAUGGCCUUCCUACAUAUUUAUGCAAAAAAGUGAUGCUCUGAGUUUCUAAUGAAAGCUUUAUUCUGGAGUAUUUUUCUAAACCUUAAUUCUCUUACAAAAGCCCCUCAGGACAAACUGUGUGCAAUGGCUGAACUGUAAAUAUUUGGCUUGUGAGAUAUCGCCUCCCAGAGGAAGAAGUAGGUAGUGCUUGCUAAAGCUCAGACAAAGGAUGUCUCACCAAGCAUUUCUGUACAGAGAUCAGCUGUUAAAUCCUGUUGUAAUAUAUAUAAUGCACAAUUUUCAAAGGGGUUUAAAUCAACAUUUUACCACUUUCUAUGCCUAAAGAUCUGAUGACAAAGUAUAUGUCACAAAAUUUCAGUCCUGCUUUUCAUUGUGUGGGUAGAGAUCGCUCUGGGUUUGUGUUUGAGAAAAAGGGACGCUGCGUACUCACAAGAACAGGAGGGAUAUUAUCCAUUCAGACAGAGGCACUUUUGUAAAGAUUAAAUUGAAGUAUCAGGUGGCAGUAAUUCCUAAAAUGUCAAUAAGAUGCUUUAUAUAAUCAUGUUCUUUGGUUAAAUAAAGGUCAGCUGAGCAGAUUCUGAAAAUCCUUUUAACACAGGUAUCAUUAUUUAUGUGUGGCUAUUCCCACGUGUAGCGCUGUCAUUUUCUUUCUCCUACCAAAUCUGAAAUAUACAACCAUUUAUUUCAUCUAAAAACACUUUCAGGGCUGUAGGUGUGAAUAUUGGCCCUGUGUGAUUCGUUACACUGGAGUAGACUGUGUAAAAUCAGUUUGUUUAAAACAUUAUUUACCUAAAACUUUUAACUUGGUGGAAAAUCAAGCUCAUCACCUUUUGCACAAAAUGCUUUUGCCCCAGCAAAAUCAUUGUUGGGUGAAUUUUUUUUUGACUCUUUGUAACGGGUCAAAAACCCAACAACUUGAUGAUUAUAAAGAAUUAUGUACAGUUAUUACUUCUAUAAAUAAAAUAUAAGUGUAUUAAAAGUGUUUUUGUGCUUCCUUUUGGGAAAUAAACUACAUACUCAACUCUCA
Messenger RNA from Xyrichtys novacula (pearly razorfish), 45249 nucleotides. NCBI's taxonomy places the organism in Eukaryota, Metazoa, Chordata, Actinopteri, Labriformes, Labridae. The record is from the annotation of a GenBank genome assembly.